Messenger RNA from Porites lobata, 56903 nucleotides. The record is from the annotation of a GenBank genome assembly. NCBI's taxonomy places the organism in Eukaryota, Metazoa, Cnidaria, Anthozoa, Scleractinia, Poritidae.
AUGCAACCGGGUACUGAUUUGACCGUUCCUGGCUCAUAUGAAGUUGCCUACCAAGCUACUGACCAAACUGGUAAUAAGAACGUGAACUGUUCCUUCAGAAUUACUCUAGAAUGUAAGUAUUUCAAGAAUUGGGGAAAAAGGGGCGGAGGAACAAGGGUGCGGGAAGUGGGGGGAUGGAGUGGCCCGGUGCGGGGGAAGCAAGGUUGGCUUAGUGAUGCGAGCGCGUACCUCCCAAAAAUGUUACCCAGGUUCGAAUCCCAAAAGCGGCGCCAUAUGUGGAUUGAGUUUGUUGUUGGUUCUCACCUUUGUCCAAGAUGUUUUCUCUUGUUGCUAAAAUUUUUUUUCGUUUCUCCACCGAUAGGCCAUUUCAAAUCAAUACUAUAAUACUCUAAAUUGUGCAGGCUUAAACUGGCAGGAGCGUAAUUAUUCAUUUCUCUUUGUUUGAACGGUACAAUGGCAUUCAUAGGAUGCAUAGGUAGCUGUCUCUACAACGUUCCUUUUUUUGCUAUGAUUAAGGAAUUCUUCAAGAUAAAUUCUUAUUCAUAUGGGAAGCAGGCUUGUGAGCUUUAGUAUGCACGUUUUCGAGACGUUCACGCGCAGCACGUACAGUCCCUGUAAAAAGCAAAGGACAUUACAACAGCCAUGCUUACUUUUUAGCAGUGGCCUAUUCCUUAAAUCAAAUGUCCACCCAGAUAUAAUUUCAAACCCCUUCCCGCUUUUGCACAGGUCUAUGUUCAAACGGAAACGUAUCAGUAAUUUUAUAAACGAGUAGGGGACUGGAUAAGAAUGCGUAAUAUCAAUUAAGCCUGUCUGCGGAAAAGGUUAUUAAACGUUAGUCAUUUUCUUAAUUUUAGAGUUUUGGCUUAAACCACAGUAUGCUUAAACACAACGACGUAAUACACUUGUACAAGUCUCUAGUUUGAGAAAGCUGUGUAUGGACGAGAGAGACACCUGUCCCAUCAGCUGCAAAUGAAUUCUCGUUCCAGUGACAGGCUACUUUUUCGAUUCAGUCGAUAUUUGUCGUUCGUACUUGGACCCCUGCUCGUUUAGAAAAAAGGGGAACUACGUACCAUUCACCUUACCUCCUUCCCUCACAUGGCAGAAAUAAUCAAAAAAUGUAUUUUAUGCAACUGAAGUAAACGUUUGUUUACAAUAGAGACCUUAGGAUCGAGGUUUGGCCAUCUUGUUGCAAACGGCUAACCGCGGUUUGCGGUUAGGGGUUUCACGUUACUCGUUUGCCCACAUAAUCGCAAGUAGUAGCUCGCGGCGGCUGCCAUCUUCGUUUUCAUUCAUCCACUCACUUCUGUUUUAGCUGAAAAAUUGUCUUCAAGAUUACGUUUCUCUGAAAAAAAGAAUUCGAUAAUUAAUAAGCGAAAGUAUUCUAAAAAGUAGUAUUUCCUCUCGAACGUGGGAUUGUGAUUGUUUUAGAGUGAAAUAAAAUCGUGCGGAAAGUUAUCUAACUCUAGAGCAUAGCCUAGCCGUACAAAAGUGAACUCGACGGCAAGGUCACGUGACCUCUUGACGUUCGUGGUUUGCGGGAAAUGCCGAAAAACCGAUCCUAAGGGUUGUAAUGUCUCUUUUACCUGCCCACGGCAUCUCUGAACAUUUAUUACACCACUCUAACACUCGUGCAAGCCGGGCCAAGACUACCCCGGUAGUUUCUAGUAAUGAAAUCGUUAUUUGAAAACUGAAUCUGUUAGUCGUUGCUAACGUGAGAUUCUCUUUUUCAUUUGUCAUACUCAUUUAUAUUGAUGCAGAACUUCUACAUUUCCUUAGUUAUAUUUAUUUUGUACUUAUAUUCGGAAUCUUAUCUAAUUUAGAUAGAGGGCCACAAGUUUACUAGUUCCUCUAACUAUUCUGUGCUGCCCUCUUUAAAUAAAGUGUAAUGUUAUUAUUGUUAUUGUUAUUGACUAACUGAUUCAAUUUUCAAAUAAUCAAAUCAGUUCAUCAGUAGAAUCUCUGGGGAUGAGCUUGAGCUGGCGUGCCUGUGGGCCAACCAUGGUUACACUAAAACUGAUCCUAUUUUGCAGUUAAACAGUGUCCACGUUACGCAGCACCCAAGAAUGGCGCCCUGACUUGCAACACCAUUUUAUCGCAGGAAUAUUGUAGUAUUCAAUGUCAAAGUGGGUAUGACUUUGUCUCCACUCCUCCGUUUUUGUACUUUUGCGAUAAGGGAGAAUGGCAGUUCCAAUCCUUUGGUCUUAAUUUCUCUCGCGAAUUACCAUGGCCAGACUGUGCAAGUAAGUGCAUUAUGAGAUAAGGGAAAUGGAAUGUUAUAAACAAGUUUAUUUUUUGGCUAAGUCUUUUCUCGCUCCUGGUACGUUUGGUUAAUUUGCGUUCCAUAACUUGAAAAUGAAAUGUGAAAGGCGAAAGCUCAUUUUGUCGCUCUAAGCUCAUUAGUCUGGAAAAGAAGAGGGGGAAAAGUGAAAAUAGCAAAAACAGUAACAACAAAAUUACAGAUCAGGCUAAAAACUACUAUAAGAGGAUUCAAUGAUCCUUGGCUCCCAUUCUCAACCGUGCCUAAUAGUUAAACCAUAAGAUUACCACAGGACAGUUCUUGGCGUAGAAAUCGAUCAACACCUGCGACAAGCACACUAAAAAUGUUUGUAAAGAACAAUAGGUCAGGAAAAGGAGUCAUGAGGCGAGAGAUUUCGAGAUUUAGUCGAAAGAGACAGUGUGAUUGCGGAAGUGAAGUUUACAACUUAGAUUCAAACGAGAUAAGACUAGAUCUCCUGCGAAAUCUGUCAAGGCCAAACUCCUUCUUCGCAUAGCUGCAUUCAGCCAAGUCUUUAUCUUCAUUUCGGUAGAAAAUUUACCAUCAACUUCAUGUAGGUCAGACCCCCCGUCUACAAAGCAAUAAAACAACAUCUCUGCACUUGCAGCACACUUUUUCUGUACCUUUUUUUGCCAUCUCUGUACGACUACGACGUGAGAUUGCCCACAUUCUCUUUCUAGGUAGGAUGUAAACAAGCGACAAAAAAUAUUCUUUCUCUUUCUGAACUGUCUUUUGAACUUGGAUAUUGAAUUCAACUCCAGGUCCUCUUUGUUCAAUAGAUGGAUAGCGCCAUUCGCCUGAUAAACCACUAUUCAGUGGAUAAGUAUUACGGAAACCAAUUGCGUUAUCCAGUGGAUGGAGAUUUAUCCAGUGGUUAACGCUAUCCCAGUGGACUGGCGACUGAAAAGUUCGCCUACAUUUGACACAGUAGUUUUCACCGGUUUUUCUAUGGUUUGGUGACAAAAGGCUGCUACAUCUACGUCAUUCUGUUAAAGCUUUCCAGCACUGACUGUUACAUGUAAUAAUACACUUUUUUUUACGUUUCUUCGUAACAGAAACGGAGAACCCUGAUGCUCUCACGAUGUCCAGUUUUCCGUAUUUCUAUUAUGAAGGAGACUGCAAUGAUCCUAACCAGCAGACAGCAAUUAAGGGAAACUUUAUCAGCAUAUUGAGAAGUGGUAGAGUUUUACCUGUAUUUUGCUCUAACCCGACCUUGUGCAACGAGAACACUAUAAAAGUUUACUGCGGAAAUGUCACUGCUGCGGAGAGAAGGCGAAAGAGGUCUACGACCAUGCAGGUUAAUACACCAGUUUUUAUCACCAUAUCACUACGUUAUUACUUUCUCUUCUUUUUUUGUCUGAAUCAAAGUUUGGUUCGGCAGAGCAGUUAAUUUCGACAAAGUCAAGACGACCCCGGCACGGCAGUGAUUCAAACGUCGUGCUUACGCCAUGUCGAACUAAAUUCAUAAAUUUCGGAAAUGUUUUUUAGGAAAUAUUUCCUUGUUUUUACUUGCCACUGACAUGAUACUACGUUUAAAAUAUAGGUUUAUUUACCAACAGAAUUGGAAAGUCAGUUGACGACGGCGCGCGCAAAUCAAACAACUGGCUUGACCAAUGGCAGAGCGGCAAAUUGGGCACCGGAAGUCACCUUCAGUGCUUUCCGCGCGUUUUCCCGUCGUCAACUGACGUUCCCGUUCUGUUGCUAAAUCAACCUAAUGUUUUCUCUGGCAGGAUGUCCGAAUCGAAGUCUUGCCUCUGUUGAACCCAAUUUCAAUUGAGUUCGGCACAGUAGAAACGCGAAGUCUGAACUAGACCUGAGCUAUCUUUUACGUCGGUAUUUGAUCGCAUCUACCGCACCGUAGCCUCUGAUCUUCCUAUUGUUGGGGUUGUAAGGAAAUUGAAUACUCGCUCGGCUAAUUAAGGAGAGGAACAAACACUUUGUUCUUCCAUAGCACUUUAUUCUCCUCAGCUUCCAACUACUAUCUUCUUCAGCUACAACAAUUCUAUUACCAAGCCCAUCACCAGCGAAUUGAAUAAUCGAAUAGUAGACGCGUUUGGGUUAGCUCACCGUGAGAACUUUCCAUUGCAUAUCCUGUGGCUUAACUUUUGGAGAAUAGAACAGUCUACACUGUUGUAAUUGACUAGUACCAAAGAACGAAUUAAAUGCUAGCGGUAAAACUGCUAGGUAGGACCAAGCAUUCAAAACAGGAUCUUCAGUGAAGGUAAAACUCAAGCCAGUUAUCCGCGAACAUGCCUACUUCAAAGAACUACAUUUAAGACGAUACUAAUAAAAACUGACAUUGAAUUUCCUUGGACUAUGAGCUGUUUCUGAGGAAACUAGCACGAACUACAAAAUAAUCACUCUAUACAUAAGAAAAACCGUAAAAAUACGAAUCGUUCCAAACAAAACAAGAAUCAGCUACUUCAUAACUUAUAAAGCUCCCGAUUAGAGAUUUAUCGUCUUAUACGCCUACUAAAUUUUCCUUUUACAAGUAGGAUGAUGAUUUCCUUUUCGUUUAGUCACGACCAAAUAAUCUUAACCUUGUUUCAACAUGUUCAAAAAAACAUUAAUUUUGUAUUGUUGAGAAUCGAUGCUUUGACUACAAAAUGAGGGAGUCUAAGGCUAUGAUCACGCUUUUCCGGAUACCUUUUGCGUUGCCACGAAAAAUUUUCCACAAGAAAGGUUCUUCGGCGCGAUUUCUGUGACAGUAGGAUGAUCUCUAAAUUUCAGGAUAGGUUUCGUUAUACUGGAAUCACGAAAACAUACGGUAUAAAUAAACCACAACGGCGACGGCAACAUGUUAAAAAAGGUCAAACGAACCAAAAAAUGGAAAGAUUACAUUUGACCUUGAAAUGAAAACAUAGAAGAAUACGAAACAAAAUGAAAUAGAGUUUUUUAUUGGUUUAUCGAACGGAUACAAACUAAGCGAAUGCCCGAUAACUUUCUAGAAAACAACCGAUACUUCGCUUUGACGUCACACUGCAACACUAUUGGCCAAUCGAAGAAUGUCUUCUCCAUGUUUAGGAUCUUUGGCGGGAAAACGAAGAGGCCAUGUUUUGAUCUUUUCAUCCAUUGGCUGAUAAAACAAAUAAGGAACACUGACCGAAACCAUUUUUCAAGGUCAUAUGAAAAUCGCUCCAACUCUGCGGUGGAUUACCUUUUUUUGUACAUUUUGUCGCCGUCACUACACGGCUACGACGUGAACCUUUCCUAUCUGGCGUCUAAUGGAAGACGUAAAUAGUAAGGGACAGAUACUUCUUUCUUUCUGUUUUUUAUGUGCUCUCUAAAAAUUCAACUCCAGGGAAAUGCGUACAUUUGACCAAUGUAACCAUAGUGCAGUUGAAAUAAAUGCCGUAGUUUUUUUAGAAGAACUUGAAUGCUAUUUACAACUGACUUGUUUUGCUGCCUUCGCCUUCCUGGUUGCUUAAGCUCAAUUUAUGUUGCUGAAACAUCGCAACCAGUUGAAAGCCUAAACUGGAAAAAUCACAUGACUUUCAAAAAGCAUUCAUGGUCUUCAAAUCCCUCAAUGGCCUUGCUCCUGAGAAUCUAAAUUCAAAGUCCCCAAAACUGGUCAAUCUGUUUGUCACUGCUUCUCAACCUACGUUGUUGAGACAGGCUGAGAGGAGCUAAAAGCUUUAUUUUUAACUUUUGCUUCAAAAUUAUUGCUUGUUUAUCACAAGUAUUUUAUUUAAUGCACUCUUUCUUCUUGAUAUCGUAACACUACAAGAAAUGAUAGGACCGUGUUGAAUUCAUCACCUUCCACUUUCUGCUAUGGACGAGACUUUAUUGAAAGACAAUUUUUAACGUUUUUUUUUUUCAUUUCAUUUAUUUUUCCGCUUCCAUCAUAAAUAGUUCAAGAUAAAUCACAGAGUUGAGUCGUAGAAAGUUUUCAGUACGUGAUAGAAAGCAGUUAAGAUCAUAACCUUUAAAUAAGUUUGUCACAAAAGAAGAAAAGGACAAAGAAUGAAAAGGAUAGGGGCACAUCUAGGUCGACAAAUGUUGCCUCAGUAACUAACGCAUUGUAAGAAAUACUAAGGUUUCGUCGAAAAUUUACGUAAAAUUGCUGAAUCAACUAGAGUGACAAAAAGCGCGGCCAUUUUGCUCGCACGCCGCUGACUAGAUAAUCAUUUCUUUCUUUUUUUUUUUCAAUAGAACUCUUAUCCUCUUAAACUUUUGAGGGCCAUGUUUCAUCUUCAUCGUCAGGUCUCCCUUAGUAGGAAACAUGGAAGAAGUGUGGUGUUUACUCUUUUAUAAAUUGUCUUAUACUCAUUUGAGUAGUCAUGUCUCAGCAUUUUGGGCCCCUUUGGUGCGUUCCCUCUGCGUUCCGUGCUCGUUCCAUUUGUUAAUGCUCAUAAGGGUAGAGCCCAUGACGUCACCUAUCAGUAGUCUACUAUGUUGGGAGAUAAGCCCCGUUGGUGCGUUCCUUUUGCGUUCCGUGUGCGUUCCCUUUAUUAAUAUGCAUGAGGGUCGAGUCCAUGACGUCACCCAUUGUUAUAACGCGGUAAAAGGCGGAAUGAGUUUGCGGAAUGGCAUGUGGCAUGGCUUGCGGAAUGACAUAAUUAUGCGGACUGUAAUAUAUUAGAAUGACUUAAAGAAAUAAAUUAAGCUGAAAAUUGCGCCCUUUUUGGCGCCAAUUAAUUCACAAGCAGCCCCUUUUUUAAUGUUGCGGGCUUGACUACGGUAACAAUCAAAACGCCAGGAACGACUCCCUGAUUUUUCACGGUCGAUUAGCUUUUUGCAGAGCCACAAAGAUUCUACUUGCCUUUAUUAGUUGGGCUGCUGGCAGCACCGAUACUACAUCACGAGAGUCGGCCAUUGAAGAAAAGAUAUUUCGGAAGGUCACACUCUCUUCUGCCUUAAAAUUCUUUCUGCAAAAGAUAUUACAACGUCACUUUUGUUUACCGUUAUUUCCAUUUGAAACCACGCGAGAAGUGUUUCUUUUAAGACGGAGGGUCGCGUGAUUGAUCGUGACAUAAUAUUGAGAGAUCGAACAUAUCUUGCAUUUUUAUUCCUUGGCUGCGUGGUAAAGUUUCAGGCACGCGAAGCUAACAGCUGGGGAAGAAGAGCGAGCUUGAAUCCUGGCAAUCGAGUUUUUGUGCUUUUUCUUUACCUUCCUACUUUUAGAAUUUUUUUCUCCUUUACCUUUACCUUUAUUAAUUAAGUUAGUAAAGCCGAUUCGGCAACACUCCAGCUGUUAAAAAAAUACAUCUUAAUGAUUGGCUAGUUCUCGAUCAAAUGCACACACUCACACCAAUAAUAAAUCAAACAAAGGUGCGAAGAGACGCGGAAAGGCCGAAAGGAGACAGAGAGCAGUUCACCCCUUCACUCGAUUUGUGGAUUACGGAUUAACGUUUGACUCGAGGCGUUAAUUUAGUCUGGAAUAUGAUCUGAUUCAUUCACGGUAUUAAAAAUCCCUAGAAUUGUAGCUAGCCCGACGUCACUUUCAGUGAGCGUUUUUUACCCUCUAGCGUUACGAUAAAGAGUGACCCUAUUUGGUGUAUCAGCUGUGUUUCAAUUUGACCCUUGCUUUAAAAGCAGUAAUAAAUGGACCGGCAAAGCGGUUGCUCCUUCAAAUUGGCGCCAAAAAAGGCGAGGCAAUGACGCACGCAUGCUUUCCUGUUAAAUUUAUUUCUUUGCACCAUUUUCCAUGAAUUGAAUUCCGCAUAAUUAUGUCAUUCCGCAAGCCAUGCCACAUGCCAUUCCGCAAACUCAUUCCGCCUUUUACCCUCACCGGGAAAAAAUGCGUUCCUCCAUAUAUAAUGAAGUGGACUGGUUUACUAAUGAGCGUCUCUCUAAUACAAUAGGCACCAUAGGCUUGCCUUAGUCUUGAAACGAGUGAAAUGUCCGCCAUUUUUCUAGUUCACAACCAAAACAAAUAACCAGGUCUUCUCGGUUAACGGUGCAUUAACCUGCAAGAACGCCGCAUUUUUGACGUCAUUUCCUCGCUAAACACAAAAUUCUUCCAAAUUUGGUCAUCAGACGGUAACUGGUUAUGGUGAAUUAAACGUGUGCUUUUAGCCAGUCAGAAUCGGGGAAAUAUUUUGAAUGAAUAAUAAUGAUUGUUAGUAGUCUCUCGCAAUUUUAAUCGUUGUGCUGUUUGUUUUUAGCCGUUUAUGAACAUCGCUUGUAGGAGUACUCAAAAUGCCGCGCGUAUCAAGGCUUUUGAAGAUUAUACAUCGUUCUAAAACCAUUAAAUAAAAAAUAAACAUAAGUUCUUUAUUGUGUUGAAGCGUAACUGUAUUAAUGUUCAUUCAAACACUCAGCUCUCACUGCAAAUUUGACGCUAGUCAAAACUGAGAACCGGCUGGCCGUAUAGGUGAUUUUGGAAAUUUCUAAAAGUUUCGAUAAAAACUCACGCGUGCUUCGAUCGUCCUGAAUAUUAAAUGAGUGCAAUUUGUAUUGUAAAAUUGUGAACUACCGCAUUCUGUCCGAGGUCUGUAUGAUAAAAACAGUGCCUCAUAGUACUGUUUCACCUCAGAUGUGAUGUACAAAAAGUGUAAAAAGGUUGGUUUACACGCCCCCAGAUUUGUUGGCAAGAUUUUGUAAAGUUAAAACUUGUCGAACGCCAAAAAUUCGGCCUGAUUUUUUUUCCAAGAAUUUGUUUUCCAGGCCUAAUCUACUGUGAUCAACAGCCAUUAUGGCUUUUAAAUGUGAUCGAAGAUGAUUGCUAUUUUUUGGUUGUACAUAUAAGGCUAUCAACUCGAUGUAAGAUUUGGUUGACUUCACUCUUGGACUGUUUGCAAAUUAUUUUUCUCUAAAAUCACGUAGCCUUUGCCCUAAAAGUCACAUGAAUGUGCUCUAAAGUUAACUGAUUUGUGGAAUACUGGUUUAUUGUUUGAUCUAAAUGAAUAAAUUUAUUAAUUGGAGCUUCGCUUUUAGCCCUGGCUAAAUCUAUGUAUUAGUUUGUAAAUAAAUAUGGUUUGAUAUGCUAAACAUGGCUUGUUGUCUGUCUAGCCACCUAAGAUUCAAUCACCCGGGUAAAGAAAAAAAACACAGUGCUAAACAAGGCCCCUGUGGCCCUUGUGGUCCCUGUGGCCCGUUCUCAAUAGUCAUAAACUUCGUGUCAUUAGCGGUUUUAUUCAGUGGUUAUCUAACUUUCGUACAGUUAACAUCAUGGGUAAGCGUGUCUGUCGUCUUUGCCCCGCACCGGGAUGUCAUUCUAAAUUUUUAGUUCGAUGAGCAAAUCAUUUAACUCAAGUACACGAGUUAUCGGAGAUAGAAUGAAAAUAUUGGUUUCAAUUUGCAAAAUUACAAAAUACCAAUUCGAUUCGUGUUUGUGACAAGGAGGCUGAACCCAAAACAAUUUUUUUCUAUAAACGAGAGUGCAUGCAGUUGAGAUAGUCAGUUGUGCACAUGGAUCCGAGAAGGGACAUCCCUUUCCCGCUCUUAUCGCUGGCCCUACGUGCUGUGGGAAAAGUCAAUUUGUAAAACGUUUGCUAGAAGCAGGAGAAGACAAUGAUUGAUGGAGCAUCUUGACGUAUUAUUAUAAAAACACACACACAAAAAAGAAAUUAAUAACUUAACAAGGAUCAAUUGAAACACGCGACUAAUAAUAGCAAGCAAUAAAACCAGACACGUUUCUUAAGACACAAGAAAUCAACUUUAUGACCCUUUACUAAAAUAAUUGCAAAAAGAUUACAUUAAAAAUUCGAUUAAAAUACUCAAAGAAGGCAAGCCAUCCUUUUUUUAACACUGCGCACAAUGUUUUACUUACCCCUCUCCCUUUUCAUUUUUAUUUCCCUCCUCCUUCUCCACAAUUUUAUUAUUUUCCCUCCUCCUCCACCUCCUCCUCAUUUCUAUUGUUUUGCCUCGAAAAAGGCCAAAAAAAGAGGUCAAAAUCCCUCCUCCACAUUUUUAUUAUUUUCCCUCCGCGUGUUUCAAGUGGUCCUUCUUAAUUGUUUUUUUUUUGUUUGUCUUUUUAUAAUAAUACGUCAAGAUGCUUCCUCGAAGUUUUUACUGCAGAGCUAAUUAUAAUUUAUAUGCAACGGUGGGCUUGGGAACUCGCAUAAUUACCUGACUAACGGCGCGUUUUGUUUAUAUAUCCGAGCUUUAGCGCUAAGUAAGAUAUAGGAAGCCGUUUCUCGCGUUGCUAGGUGAUUGCUCCUAUUUUCCUUUUAAUAGACGGUCCGAAAACCGGGCUCAAGUUACUUAACGGACAAGCCUAUUGUGCCUAUUGUAGUAUUCGCUCAUUAGUAAACCUAUCCACUCCAUUAUAUAUGGACGAAGGCACUUAAUUAGUAUGGAGGAACGCACUUUUUCUCUAGGUUAUAACAACAGGUGACGUCAUUCACUCGACCUUUAUGCAUAUUAAUAAAGGGAACGCACACGGAAGGCAAAGGGAACGCACCAAAGGGGCCCAAAAUGCUGAAGCAUGACUACUCAUUUGUCUCAUCUAUCAAUUACAAGGUUACCAUCAGGUAUGAUUACGUCUUCCAAAACACGAGUCUCACCUCAGGAACCAAUGAUCAGGCUGGCCAGGAUGCUUACAACUCGGAGAAAGAAAAGGCCAACCAGACAAGAACCGACAUUUACAACAGCCUUAAGACUGUGAAUUGGGGUGAAUUUCAGGCGUCUUCAGGACUUGAGUUGAAAGAUAAAAAUGUUGACAACUUUAACCUUGGUGAGGUUGAGGCGUAUUGUUCAGCAGAUGGUGCUGUGGUCAGAAAAUGUGAAAAGGCUGAUUCUCAGUGCACUAAGACGACAGGAACAAUCACUAAAUGCAGUAAGUUUAAUGCGGAAAAUGGUAAACGAACGCUCCGCGUCGAGCUGUCUGUGAUUUUUUAAAACUCUUUUCUAGUGCUCGUACAGCUUCGUUGAAAGUGCCCCCCUCUUAAUCUUUAACUUGAGCGUAAAGGUUAAUUAAGCAGUUUAAGCAGUCUCCUUUCUGGAAUGAAGUUGUCCUUCAAGUAAAAUGUCAAAAACGACGGCGAGUGCUUCAUCAAGGGUUCCAGACACCGAGAAACAGAUGAAAGCACGGGCAGUGGGCUGAGUGCUUUCAACUUUUUUGAGGUGUUUGGUACCUGUAGGGAAGCACGAAGCAUGCAGUGACAUAUUUUCUGUGGUAUUGCGUUGCUUCCAUGAGUUGUGUUAAUCAAUAGUGCAUGUGUUUGAUCUCAGAUGAAAAACAGGUUUCUUAUUAGAAGGGAACCUGGUGGUGUUUUAUCUAGUGUUUCGUUUGGUACUAUGUAUCAAGAUUACUCAAGGCGUUCAUUUUUUUGCAAACGAGAUGAAAUAACUGAGAGUUAUUAGUAACUCCUUGGCGCCAUUUUAGCAGGCUACAUAAAAUGGACAAACUUUUUUUUUGUUUUUCCUUGUAGCGCACUGUCCUAUAGGAAAGUAUUACGAUAGGGACGAAGAUGAUUGUCUUUUGUGUCCGGAGGGAACGUACAGUCCAAGUGAAGGCGCCUUACAGUGUAAAACAUGUCCAGAUGGGACCUGGACGGUAGGGACAAGACAAGAAAAUUUCACGUCUUGUACAGGUUAUUAGCAAUAAGCGAGCUAAUAUAUAUUUAUUUAAGUAGUUCUAUUAUGAAUCCAAGCUGUAAUAUUAUUACUGUGGUGAAUUAGAGUUCGUUGGGCGCUAACGUGGUUGGGUUGUUAGUCGGUUGGCCGUAUAGCUACGCAGCUAGCUAGAUAGCUUGCUACAUUAGUUGAUCGGUUUGAACGAUUUUAUCCAAUGUUCAAAAUCAUAUGGUCUUUGAUGGUUUAAAAGCCGGGCAUGUCUGAACAGAGAAAUUCCAUACCGAUCACUGGCGAAUGCCCAGAUCUGGAUAGUGCUUCUGAUUAGUCAUGCCGCGAGCGACACGUCAUAAGUAUGGAAUUUCGGCGCUCCUUCUUCAGGCUUCAUUUCUUGGGGAAACCAGUGGUGGCGUCGCGAAAUGUCAGUUGGUUUCUCAAGCUAGCUGACACGAAGUAUUCCUCUCCAGAGCCACUUUUCUUAUGGCUGGAUCUUUCUUUCAUCACUCUCUUUAAGAGUCCAUGCCUCAGUUCUAUAUGACAGCCUGAUCCACACAGGGGUCUUAACCAGCUUCAUUCCCAGCGGCACAGAAACUCAAUUAACACAUUAUCUUGGAAUUCCUGUGGUACUUGGGUAUCCUAUGCUACUUUCAGCAAGCGGUUGUCGUCUUACGUCUGCAUUUUCUGCGCCAUUCUGAAUAAUUUAGCUCGCGUUAUUUACGUCAAAAACGCAAAAUAAAUGGCAAUCACAUGCAUAACCCUGGUGCUAUCAAGGUCAACAAUUAACAAUGUAAAAAUCACGGUGUUAUUAGUCUCGCUUGCUUUAGCUGCGAGACUCAGGAAAUGCAAGCGAUUCUUUUUUUUUUUUUUUCGUGCGUGUGCGCCAAAAGGGUGUCAUGAUCCCAGGCGUUCCUAGUUCACAACGCCAUGCUUUAUUUUGUGAAGAAAGCUAAGGAGAGAUUGAUGCGAAAGAUGUCGUGUUUUUCCGGAACGGGACGGUCCGGUUUUUCUACGGCGUCAGUCAUGGCGGCCUGAUAUGUUUUUGAUAGCUCCGCCAUUACUGGAAAAAAUUCUUGCCCCGUGUAGACAUCAGCGUUUAUGGCAACAUUAGAAGAAAUUAAAAAGCUACUAGAAACAGAACUUGGCUUAAUACGAGCAAACCUUUAGUCAAUGGAAAAGAAAUUUAUCGACUUGAAACCUUCAGUGGAUUAUACGUCAGCAAAGUACGACGAAGUAUUAACUCAACUUGGUCGCUUGAAUGACGAGAAUUUCAGCCUUACCACCGACGUAAAGAACCUGAAACAUGAUCUCAGUACUACCCAGAAGAGUGCAAAUGAGUCACAGACAUAUUAUCAUGUUGUGCGUCUGAUCUUUUUUGCCAACAUGUAUGGCAAACACACUGAAAGUGCUCUUCCAUUAUUAAACCUGCUAGAUUUACUGUCUGUUGAAAACAUUUUUGCGUUACAUUAUUGUAUUGACCACCAACAUGGCCACCUUGUCACGUGUUUGAAAGAAUUGAUUUUCGUGUAUUUGUACACUCGUUCUCAAUUAUCGUCGAAUACGAUAUACAGUUAAACCUCUCUAAAACAGCCUCCUUGGGGACAGAAGAAAGUGGCCGUCGUAAAGAGGUGGCUGUUUUAGAGAGGUUUUAAACAAGAGUCAGUGUAUGGAUUUUCUGUCCGCCGCGACAAAAAAUCCUGAAGAAUACUCCACCGUCGAUAAAGUAGGAAGUGAAAAACAUUUAGCGGGGAAAUUGUGUUUCGUUUAGAAUUAAUCGCCUCCUUAUUUCUUACCGAAUCUCCGAGAAAGCGAGACUUAACGCUUUUUAAACAACGUUCUUGUUUAGGUUCGGCAAAUGAAUGAUCUUUGGAGUUGUUUUCUAAGCGGGUUUUAUCACUGAGCUGGCUGACGAUUCUGCUGCACCUUUCUCAGUUAAUAUGCCUUUCAAAUCGAGCUGAAACUUCGCAGAAAUACACAAAUAAAGAACGGGUAACAUUUAUGCCGUGAGAAACUUAUCCGUGCGUUAGUAGUUUUACCUGUCACCUGUGCGAAAAACAUUUUUGGAUAAAGUACGUGUGAAGACAUUUUUCCCGCAUAUAUUAAGUGAUUAUGUCACACGAACUGAAAUUAUGGAGAUAUUUAAACAAUUCGCACAAAAUGGCAAAAGACUUUGCUCGGUUUGCUGACAUCUAUAAUCUAGCAAAUACCCAUUAUGUUUCAGGGCAAAGUAAAAUAGAGACUGUGGACUGACUGCGGACUAUUGUUUUAAGGGUUAGAAAACAAUGGGACUAUUGUUGUCACGUUUCAUUGUAUGGUGCCGAAACAAUAUCCCAUAGUCUCCGUGUUCCCAUGAUCAUUGUUUUCACUUCAAGUUGUGUCACGCAAGAAGCCCGGACUAUAAUCUUCGAGACUACCAUGCUUUUGAAGUUUGCAGUGACCUGUUUAUGAUCUACUUCACAUUUUUAUCAACCAUGUUUGACGAGGAGUAGAGUGAGACAUGUUAAAAAUUGAACAGUAUAAAGAAAAAAAAAUGUUUACUUUGUAAAAGAAAUUUUCGUGAUCUUUUCCCCAUUUUGAAAUAGUGUUUGAAGGAAUAAUUGCUAAUGUAGAGCUACGAAAACUCAAACCUGAACGCACUCAUUAGAGACCUUUAGAUUUGAGGACGAGAACGAGUUCGAGUACGAGAUUUAACUUGCGCGUGUUCUCAAAAAAAAGACACCCCAGAAAGCUUCGUUUAACUUUUUUUCACCAAAAAAGUUAGUGCGGUUACUUGCACUUAAGAAGGUUAAACCCUCACCCGACAGCAAAAUGAUAACACUUCUUACAUUUAAUAACUUGUUUCCGCUACUUUGACAUUUGCUCUGAAACUCUUAGUAGAAUGACGACGGUUAUCACGUUUUCCCGCCAAAAAGCCGCUGGUUCACGCGCUGUUUCACUCAGUAUUGAGAAAAUCUCGUACUCGCCAUAGUCUUCCUCGUCUCAGAAUCUAAAACUCUCCAUUAAUCUGUGAUUACUACUAGUUUUAAAAUUGAUUACUGGUGGUAAUUCUGAAUAAUAGUUAAGGGCAUCUUUCUUGUUCGUUUUAUCCAUGUACGACGAAUCUUUUCCAGAAAACAGCAUUUGCCAAUUCAGCAGUCAUUUUUGAAUCCGCCCGAAGUAAGCAAGAUUACUGGUAAAUUUCUUAGGAGUUGAGGGUGCCAGAAGAUUGCAUUAAGAAUAGAGCGCUUUUCAAUUGAGUGUCGAAAACCAAAACCAAAGUAAUCACAACGGCCAAUCAGAGUAAAGGAAAUUAUAAGAGGGAGCCAAUGGCAACUCGAAGUAAACGCGUCUAACCGGCCUGUAGCGCGGGAAAACGCGAGUGACCAAGGAGCGAUUGGUUUUAGUUUACAUCUGAUUGGCUGAGAUGGUGGCGCGAGUUUUCUAGACCAAUCAAACAGCACAGUAAAGCAAAACCAAUUCAAUCCUGGGUUACUUUCAACACUCAAUUGAAAAUUGCUCUAAACCGUAAAAGCGAUUCCUUUCAUCCUAGUUAUUUUGGACCUCUGGUGCCUUUAAUUGUCUCACGCCUAAAUUCGAAUUUAAAACCAUUCACAAGGAAGUUGUUUAAUUUUUAAAUCUUUUUGGCUGAUUAUAGAUAAUUGUGGUCCGGGUUUCUACUCCUCGACUGGUGUAGCAAAGUGUUUCAGGUGUCCUUUUGGUACGUACUCUUCCGAUGAAAGGAACAAAGCCUGCAUAAGCUGCCCAAAUGGCACUUCUACUGUAAUUGAUGCAUCCAAAGGAAUCGAAGAUUGUGGAAGUAAGUGUUUCUGAAGGAGUUAAUACUUUAACCUAAAUAAAUAACAAAACAAACAAACAAAAAACACCAAUAGAUAGAUAGAUCGCUAAAUGAGUAAAGAAAUAGAUGAUAAAAAAUUGAAGACGCUGCUCUUUAUUUAAGUGUCAAACUGAGUUUUCUGACCGUUCUCAGGUUUCACGUUCGUUGACCUGUCCUUUUAAUCUUUAAAACAAAGAUUCAGUUCUUCAUGAAAUGUAAAGAAAAGUCGGUGCUCGAAAGAUUGUUGACUCAGAUAAACGGCCGCUAAUUUUACGUUCUUUUACUUGCUCUUUUUUCAUAUCAUUUCGAUCCGUCCAGCCCCACUCCUCAGAACCCUUUUCAGAGGUCUAUAGCAGGUAUGCAAGAUCAUGGAAGCGCGCUACCUGUCUCUUCUUCGAAACCUAUAUAAAUGUAUCAUCCAACUGCGAAUAAAAUUUCCCAGGUAAUUAUCGCAACAGAAGGGGACCAAGAAACGGUCAAAUGCUACGAAAAACGCAAGUUAUUUGCUGCUUGGCACUCAAACUAAUGGUGUUUAGAAUCAUUACGUAUCUGUUUUCUUGCUCAUACACUCUAGUAUACUAUUUCCUUUUAUACAGUGCAGUGCGCUCCAGGAACGUAUUCAGGCAACGGAGUAGAGCCGUGUUCGCCAUGUCCUGUUGGUACUUAUCAACCAGAGUCUGGGCAGAUUGCCUGUCUUCCGUGUCCGGGACAACAAUCUACCCAUGGUACUGGGGCAAGUUUGGUGGAUUUUUGUGGAGGUAAUACUUCUCCUAACUGUUUCUUCUUAAUUUAAAACCAGAAGGAACGUGAUGUUUUCUUUCCACAGUUGAUUUUAAAUUUAAUAUCAUAGGUGACGAAUUACUCCUUAAUUUUGGCGCGAAAUUUCAGCGUUAAUUUGUAAUUUCACAUGUGAAAUUACCAAAUUGCCAUGGAAAUUAUUAGGAUUUGGACAAAACGCGCGUGAAAUUAUUCCCUAAUUUCACGAGUAUACCAUUUGAUUACAGAUACAAACAUUACAGGGAAAAUUAUAUAUUUUUAUUGAAAUAGAGAAGAUAACAUUCGCCAUAAAAUAUCUUCCAUGUCACCUCUAGGGUAAUGACGUCAUCAGUCACGUGACUAUUGUCGAAUUAGGUUUCUUCGUCGCUGUGACAAGAUUUUAUUAUCCUGUUUAAAAUAAUGGCAUAUUUAAGGUUUUGGUUGUGUGACUACUGAAAUUAAAAAUUUAAGGUGAAACAAACAUGAGCGAAAAAGUCGGUAGGCUAGGCCUAGGGCUGUAGAGAGUCGACGUUUCAUCACACGACAGUGAAAAUUUGCAGGGAAGUAAUUUUCUACCUGGUAAUUUUUUAACGACCAAAAGAGGCACAUGACGUCAUCAGUCACGUGGCCAGAGCGUUUUGCAUCUUUUAGUUCCUGAUUAAAGUAUAUUUUUCGUCUUGAAUUGGCAAGUUUUUGAAUUUAGCCAGCGCUAACUUGAAACAAUUUUAAUACAAACAUUUUUGACACGAUUGCUUAUCUUUACGGCCAUUUUUGAACCUGAGUCAUGGAUUAAAAGAUCAAUUUUAUCCGUUUUAUCGGGAUGGUAAAAUCGCAAUACAAACGGGACCAGCAUCAUCGUUCUGGUCAUAAGGAAAAAACUGCUACACAACUUCGUCGGAGCGUCUUGCAAGACUUUAAUUUUCCAAUACAUAUCUUAUCAUUCGGCCCGCCUAAAGCAGUGUCCUAAAGCUAACCGUCCAGAAUCAAGAGCCAUAAUGGCCAGAAUACAAUGAAAGGUCAGAAAGGCUGGAAAUAUCAUAUUGGGCCCAUUACCUCAAAGAUCAGCAAAACUAUUGGUAUUUUCUCCAGACUAAGAUAUUAUGUUCCCACAAGUACACUGCUAACAAUUUAUCGAUCUUUGGUAUUCCCGUUUUUAUCCUAUGGGAUUCUUGUAUGGAGCCAACCUACACAAACUUAUAUUAAUCAAGUUCUUGCCCUACAAAAGCGUGCCGUUCGCCACAUAUACUUUGCUCCAUAUAGGUCGCAUGCCAUUCCUCUUUUUGUCUCCUCCAAUACCAUUCCAGUGACUAUGCUUUAUUUUAAAUCCAUUUCAAUUAUAAUGCAUGAUGUUUUCAAUAAGUUAACACCAUCCAGCACUUCUAGUCUUUUUAAUCGUUCAAAUGAGAUACAUAAUUACAAUACAAUAUUUUCUUCAGCUGGCAAUUACCACAUAAAACACUCAAGGUGUAAUAAAAAAUAUAAAUCCCCUUCAAGACAAGGGACCAAAAUAUGGAAUAGCAUCCCCCAAGAACUACGUUAUUAUUAUGUGUUCAAGAAAAAUAUUGAAAAUCAACUUUUGCAAGUUUUAAAAGAAGAGGAUAAUUAUGUUGGCAUACCCACCCUUAUCAAUAAGUUUCAAAAUGUAUGUCCAAAGUAGCUUUAUUUACCCACUUUCUUCCUUUCAGUCAUUAUCAUCAAUUAUCUAUUCGCAUAUAUAUUCAUACUACCUGCUUAUUUAUGGGUUAUUAAUUAUGUGAAACGUACUACUAAAUUUACUCUGUAAACGGUCUCUCCACUACCCCAUAGAUUAGCUCUAGCUAUUGUGCGAGUUAGUGUUGUCUGUAUUCUUGAAUACUUUGUAAAAUCUCUCAAUAUACUUUGAACUUUGAACCAGUCGUAGCUUACAGCUUUAACAUCGUUGACUAAAAAAUGGAAGGGAUCAGAAAAUUGUAGAUAGAACAAGAAAAUUAGUCACCUAAGAAAGGAUGUACCGCCCAAAAUCAGACGUGGAUAGAAUGUACCUCCUCCAGAAAUGAGGCUGGUGGAGGUGUAGAAGGCACAAGUGUAAUAACUGUACCCAAGUGUAAUAAAGGUCCCAUCUGUAAUAACAUUUAGACCCAAGCGUAAUAUAGGUCCUAUCUGUAAUAACAUUUGGACCCAAGUGUAAUAAAGGUCUUAUUUGUUAUGACUGAAAUAAUAUGAAACAUGUUCACAACAGUCUUGGGUAUCUUAACUUACAAGGCUGACAUCAAGGGUCAUGUGACCAACGGAACGAAGAAAAAAUAGCACAGAAUCUAGCAAUAGCUCUCGGUUUAAGUUUUGGCAAAUUUAUAACUGGCUAUGAAACGUGCUUUUAAAAAAAUUCAUCGCUCCAGAACAAAUGAAUAUGUCAUUCGCGUUCGCUUAUAUAAAAUGUCAGGCUAAACAGUUUUCAGUCCAGUGGAAUCUGUUAUUAUUUUUCCCCUCUGUCUUUUGGUUAUUUUCAGUAUUUCACUAACGGCUGAAUUUUAUUGAUAGGAUUUCAUGACUGUCUGUACUUGUACUGAAAAGGAGUACCUUUAAUUUAAAAUUGAUACAUUAGUGAAAUCUACUAAAGCAUAUGCCGUUGCUGAAUACAAAUUAUAUAGCUUUAAAAAAAUUGAGAAUUUCCUUAAAUCAUGUUAGAACGAAUAAAGAUAACAUAAGAAUUUUAACGUUAUAAGUAGUAAUAACCAAAGGUUACGGAGUGCGGGCGACAACUAUCGAAGGUCAAAACGCUUUUGCUCCAGCGCUGUGCUUGGUACGUUUCACGUGACAGAUGGUGAAAACACGCGUGAUAAGAUUACGAGUGGUAGAAGGUCCAAAUGCACGUGAUCAAAUUACGUUCUGUGCAUUCCAUUUAUUCUUAGUGGAAGUUCAAACGAAAGCUGACUUCGUGCAUUCGAUGCGUGCGUAAUAACAACUUGGAGAUUAGGAUUGCGGGCUCCUCUUGUCGCCCGCAGCAACAAAAAACACUCUCGUAAGAGCUCAGUAGAGCAGUACUGAGCACAAAUUUUCUUUGGUUAAUAAUUCUAAGUGACAAUGGCCUUAUUUUUUAACGGCCAGUGUCGUUUAGCUAAUAGUAAAUACUAUUCUAGCCGAACUACCAAGUGUAAAAUUCAGUUUGACUGUGACGUGAAAGCCAUGAAGAUAAAAUUAAAUGGCAAUGGUUGGUUUCCGCAGGUCACGUGAUUUUACACUCUUUACCUCUUAUUGGCCAUAAUUUGUUGUUGGUAUAUUACCAGGUUGAGUAUAAAGGUAACUUUUACAAAUACAGCCUUUAUUACACUUGGGUCCAAAUGUUAUUACAGAUAGGACCUUCAUUACGCUUGGGUUCAAAAUGUUAUUACGCAUGGGACUUUUAUUACGCUUGGGUCCAAAUGUUAUUACAGAUGGGACCUUUAUUACACUUGGGUCCACUUAUUACACUUGUUCCUUCUACAGAGGCCUGAUCCAACUGGAAACUACUUACAAAACAGUUACAAAAGGCUUAGAUACUUACCUUAUCACCGGCCAAAAAUAACCCCCGUCUCGUGAUUGCUAAAGAGCAUGAAAAUAAUAAUAAUAAUAAAAAAAAAAAACGAACGAACAAACAAACAAAGAAAAAAUACUCGGUAGCUAGCCAGGCUACAAUGUUUAGAAGAGAGAUCGACCUCCCCGAAACACUGCAACCUGAGACCGAAGCUCCAACCGUCUAUGCCAGAAAAGUUAAGCGUAAAGCAAAGCGCCAAAGAUCAACUGAAGCAAAAAUGGGAAGAUAAACAAAUGCACUGGCAAUGCACAAAAAGAGUCGAUGGCUUAAAGCAGCUGGGAUCAAAUCCGAAACAGAGGGCUUUAUCAUAGCUGCAAUAGACCAGACCAUCAAGACCAACUACUAUCGCUGCAAGAUCCUAAAAAAUGGUACAGACCCAGUGUGCCGGAUUAUAAUGCGUUCAAUUCCAGGAAACCAUUGACCAUGUCGUGGCAAGGUGCCCUGAGCUGGCCAAAACUGAAUACCUACACAGAUACAACAAGACCGUCACAUACCUACACUGGAACAUAUUAAUAUAAACACAAAAGAGAAAUGGUACGAUCACGAGCCCCAAACAGUAACAGAAAAAGAAAACAUCACAAUCUCGUGAGAUAUGCCAAUACAGAACAGAUCAUGAGAUGACGAUGACGAUGACGAUCACCAUAACGAUCACUAUCAGGAUGACGAUAACAAUAACAGUGAUAGUAUAAUUUAUUAUUUAAAAACCAAUGAAGGGUUAGACCUCGGGAUGGAGCCUUCCAUUUGUAAAAGUUGGUUGAGUACCCCUUUCCCCCGACGCAAUAUUUUUAAUCAGCCUUUUGUUGUAUCAGUUUUUCCCCAUCUCUGAAUCAUUUUUUGUGAGUGACGUGGUGUCCAGCAGUGCCUCUGUCGUUUUAUUUCGACACAAUUAUCUCAGAGCUGAUGUAAGGAUCCACAGAACAAAUUCGAAAUCUUUAAGCCAACUAUGAAUACACUAUGAAGCAGUGGCCUUAGUAGAAUCCAAAAAGGAUUCCAGAGUGAAAAUAGGGCCUUUAAUUAAAACGCAAAGGAGCCUUUUUUGAGAGUGGACCGUUAGCGUAGUUGCUAUCACGUAGAUUUCCUGAGAAUCAAGCCUGAGAAAGAAUAAGUGAUCAUUCUCUUCAUUAUAAGGAGGAUUAAAUGCCCUCUUGCCAUUUCCCCUUUAAUUUAGGCCACUCAAGCAUAAAUGAUACUUGUUUUAAUUGUAAACUAAGCACUGGCUUUCUAUUUUCAGAGGUAGAUACCUGUGUUUCCCAGCCAUGCAUGAAUGGUGCCAAAUGCGUAAACACGAAGGAAUCUUAUCGCUGCGACUGUGCUCCUGGAUAUAACGGUGUGAACUGCGAGAAAGAAUUAAACGAGUGUUUAUCCGCACCAUGUUAUCAAUCGUCUACCUGUGUCAACAAGGUAUUUCACAGCUACACUGACAUUCCAGUGUAUUUUCUGACUGACAAAUGACAAUUUUAAUAAGAUGCGUACAGUAUAACAUAGGUUACCAUCGCCUUCAGAUGACUUUGAUCCUCACUCAGACUAUGUCAUGCACUCAAGCCUGUUUUGUACACGCGUUCACACUUGGUCAUUACGACUGUCUACACGAGAACCAGAUAUAUCCGUUUGUGAAGUUUUCCACCCUGCGGACACUGUUCCCGUAUGGAAAAAAAAAGAUACGUUUACAAACUCAGACGGACUCGUGUGGACGUCAAAUGUAAACAGGCUAUCUGUUAAAAGAGCGUAAAGUGAGAAAUAGACCCAUCCAUGCUUUUUGAACUUUUGAAAUGGACCAGUUAGGGCAAAUCCGUCGACAUCACCAGAAAGAACGCCUCAAGGACGGUGCCCACUAUUGUUACUGCGCACAUUUUCUGCGCAUGCCAAGGUAGUCGCGCGCGACGCGAAAGAAAUGCGCAACACGAACACGCGGACUGGUUUUGUCUCAUGUAAGUCUGGGAGGUUCGAGUUAUUUCUUGUGGAAAAGAUGCGUUGUUUUUCAACAGAUAAAAAAUAAUUUCUAUUUACCUUGUCAAUUCUUUGAAAACCGAAGAAGUAUAUGCGAGUUUUGCUAUUUCUACGGAUGAUCGAUCUGACCGAACAUUUUAUAGUCAAACAAAAGUCAAUACUAAAACAUCAAAAGUUAUUGCUUCAAGAUGUUACGCUUAGAGCUUGGGUAUUAAAAAACCCCUUAAUAGGCAAGGAUCAGUAAAUCAGAAGGAAAAUAGCUCUAAGUCCUCCGCUUAAUCGAGAAACUGCAAGCUCACCUUUCACUCGCGUCCUUUGGGUUUUAUCGGCUAAUCGGCUAUAAACACUUUCCCGAAUAUUUCUUUAAUUGUGUAAGGGUUUACGUAAUUAUUCACCAGAAGAUAGAUUUAAAGCGUUCGAGUACAUACAGAUGUCCGUUUUAUUGAGAGUCCGAGGCUUUUAUUUGUUGAACAAACAAGAAAAAAACUAUCACAAGAUUGUUUGGAUUGCUGAGAUCGGAGCUUCACAAAUAGUUGCGGACCGCAAAGGAAACGCUUUCAUCGUGGAAAAAAUGAUAAAAAAAUUGUUAUGCUUUUUACUAUUAUCAUUGUUAUUUAAGCAUUUUGGCAUUACUAAGCAUUGAAAUUAUUGACUCAUUUGGCAGCUUGUCGUGUAGAUAGUAUUUCUUAAGGUUCAAUUUCACGGCACACAUAAUCUGGAUAUUAAGACAUAGCUGCCAUUUGGCUGUUUACAAACUAAAGAUGGAAGGUAAAACAAAGUAUUUCCAUUGUAAGACUGUCUUAGGUUUAACAGACACUGUUAAGUCUAAAAUUAACAUUUAGAAACGAAAAAUAGUGAAUGAUCAUGACACAGAAUGCUACAGUAAAGAAAAAUCAAAACGAAAUAUAUAAAAUGAUCAUUAUAGCCCAGUGCAUAUAUGACGGUACAUAAACGCAUUCGGUACAACUACUUUCACACCAUUCAGCUUUUUAAAAGAGAGCUCAUGUAUGGAACUUGAGUCAAUGCAAAUCAUUAUAUCAUAUGACACUUGUGGCAAAGCCCGAAAGAGAUAGCGCAAAGCACAGAUAUAAGCUCAUUGAUUGUAUGCAAGUUUAAUAGCAUAUUCGAUCGAAGUACCCGGUAAAAUGAUAAAAAAACGAUAGAGGGUUUACAAUCCAUAUUACGUCUACAGUUCAGGCAUGUACAGGUAAGCAAACGAUCGAAGGAGUACCUGUCAACUAUUUUCCACUACAGUACAGUAGUUUGUUUACAGCACCAGCCGUGCAUCUUGAGCUCGCCAUAUUACUCUAUGUGCGCUGCAAGUAAUCUCUAAAACCUUGGAGAUUACUCUUCUCCAAAACUUUUGGUUAAAUGUUUGAGACGGAGAAGCUCCAGUUGAAUGAAAUAGUAUAAUUUGGUUUCCUUAGAGUCCAUGAAAUGUCCUGCUUCACUUUCUGUUUUUGCUCUCCUCCGUGUGUUGUUGUUUUCUCUGACUGUUAUAGUUAGCCAUUGUGGAUAUCCCAGAGUACUCCGCGUUGAGUGAAGCAGUACUGAAACUGACCGGGGAGGGGAUGGGGAAAGUUGUAAACAACCCCCAAAGCGAUUAAGUGAAGGUCGAAACCAACCAAUUUAACUUCUAAAAACGCGUGGUAACCCCUACUUUUCGUCUUACCAAAUGAAAGUAAUAAGCCUACUCAGCAAACAAUCAAUUUUUGGUUGGGGGAAAAUGCCGUUUACACUACUUUUGAGGCAAACGCGUGGAGAGGGGUAACUGCUGAUAACUUCCAAGUUGUGCUGAUAUUUCAAAAAAAGACGUAUAAAUAGCAGUUGUUAUGUUAUCAUUUGUUGCCUAUUUUGAAACCUUGUUACAAUUCUCAUUGCAUUUGUGCCAGUUCACGUCUACACUCUGAAAUUUUGCGAAAAAAUAACUAUUUACCAUUUUUCUAAAAAAACGCCUAUUCAGCGUUUUUCUCCAUAUUGAAGCGCAGUUACCUCUGAAAAAUGCGUGGUUACCCCCAGUUUUCUUUUUGGAUUUCAAUAGCCCCUGAUAUGAUCUACUUGUCUCACAUAGUCAUUAUCUGGGUAAAAAUACUUCUCAUUAGUGGGCACCGCCCUUAAAAUCAGAAAAAUUGCCAAAUUUGAUUUGAUGAAAGUGAUACGUCUUAAGCAAGCGAAGAUAAACGCCGCGGAGGAUUGAUUCCACCACAUCUGAAUGUAUUAAGCUAUAACUGCGCUCUAACCGACUGAGCUAUACGAGGCGUACGAAGAAGGGGCGAAGAAGCCCCAACAAUGUCUGCUUUGGAGGCUAUGGUGGACAUUGAACUAUGAGUUUACAGACGAUUUUAGUUUCAAAUAAAAAAAAAAGUUUAUAACGAAGCAAGUGAAACCUUGAAACUAUUUAUGAAAUCUCGGUUUUCUCGAUCAACUCUCAGCAGAUGUCACGGAGUAAGGAAUUUGCGGGAAAUUUACCCUCAGUAUAUCAACAGGAUUUAACAUUUUGAGGCAAAGAAGAGGGCCCUGUAUGAGGCAAAGAAGAGGGCCCUGUAAAACAUCCCGGUCUGUGAAAUAAAGAAUGGCACUACUUGAUGAUAAUUUAUAGUUUGUCGGUAAAACCAAACCGUCUCUGAUUUCGUAUUGGUAGGUCAAUGAGUUUAAAUGUCUUUGCCCUGACGAGUACACUGGAGAUGAAUGUGAUCUUCCGUUUAGCCUCUGCAAUCAAAGAAAACCCUGUGUAAAUGGCGUUUGCAUUGAUAAAGCUGGUAAAUAUGACUGCCAAUGUCCCGUCGAUUACAGCGAGACGUUCUGUGAGAUGAACAUCAACGAAUGUGCUUCAAAUCCAUGUCAGAACAAUGGAGUAUGCAUCAGCGGGGUUGACUCCUACACUUGCAAGUGUCAGGCAGGAUACAGUGGCGUCAAUUGCCAAUUCAACAUCGAUGAUUGCGCGGCCGCACCAUGUAAGAAUGGCGGCACCUGUGUGGACGGUUUACGUUCUUACAGUUGCCAGUGCCCGAAGGGUUAUACUGGAGCUAACUGUGAGUAUGCUAUUGAUUGGUGCGUAGGACAGCCAUGCAAAAGGGGCGCUACAUGCGUCAAUACUCUCACUGGUUACAGGUGUCUCUGCAAGCCUACAUACUAUGGAUGUCGCUGCACACGAGGUACACGUUAAAAUCAGCGUCAUGAUUACAACCCUUUUCUUGUGUUACAGUACGCUGCAAACGUUGCCACAAAAUUAGACGAACUUCGUCCAUUGUAAUACAAACAGUUUAACUUAAAAAUUCCGGUGAUCGCAGAGAUCUCACCGCAAUCGUACAAAUGAUAUUGAAACCAGCUUUAAGAUUGAGUUGACGUUUAUCUCUGCUUAUGUUGUCGGAACGAUCGGGAAAGAAUCGUUGCGACCGCUGAACGGUUUUUGAAUUUAUCUUAGCAACCGUAGUGAUCGCAGCGAUCAACAUCAAUGCUUUAAAAUUUUCUCCUAAUACCUUAAGUCAAACAGUCGUAGAGAUGGUGUUGCUUUCUCGGUUUUUAUGUUGAAGUUAUUUUCUUUCAGCUCUCUCAUCCGACUACGAUCUGUCUUUUCAAGUAAGAGCGGUGAAGUCAUAUUCCAAGAUAAAGAAAACAAUUCCAGACAUUGAUGCCAUAACUGUUGCUUUUUGGAUACGGACUAAUGAUACUAACCCAGGAACCGUGAUAUCAUAUGCUUCAAAAGAAGGAGAUGUUGUGCAAGACAACGCCUUUGCUCUUCAAGAGUACGCAAGCUUCGUCCUGUUCGUCAACAACCAAACCGCAUUCACAGGCUUGCGAGCUAACGACGGCCAGUGGCACCACGUGGCUAUCACGUGGGAAAGCGCUGGUGGCACGUGGCACGCAUACAAAGACGGUGUGGAAACUAAAGCAUCCUCAGUGCCUUUUCAAAAAGGUCAAGUGGUAAAUGGUGGUGGUGUGAUGAUUCUUGGCCAAGACCAAGACGAGUUAGGUGGUGGGUUUAAUACUGAGGAGAACUUGAUUGGCGAUGUUAGUCAGAUGAAUGUUUUUGACUAUGUACUCUCUGCUAAUGACAUAUAUAAUCUGGUAUACAGUUGUGACUAUGUGAAAGGGAAUAUUGCCGCAUGGGCCGAUUUUAGAGAACAGCUGUUUGGAGAAUAUCACGUGACCGAUAAGUCAUACGCAUGUGACUGUAAGUAAAUGCUCUUUUUUAAGCCCCGUGCAAACGGAUGCAACAUUGUUGGCCAACAACUGCUAACAUUGUUAGAUGUAGAUAGGUAGGUAGAUGGAUGGAUGGAUGGAUGGAUGGACGGAUUUCUUUAACUUGCUCAAUUCAACAUACUAAUAAAAUAAAAAAAUAGUAACAUCAAGUAGUGAGAGAGUUGGAAUCAUCCAAGUAGCAAAGGCUAAUCUUGUGGAUGACCCCAAUAGAAUACAAUUACACACAUAAUUGAGAAUAUAUUAUUUUUAAUGAAAAGUAUUUCUUCUAGAGCUAAGGCAAAAAAAAUUAAUAUAACGAUUAACCAUAGAAUUCUUCAGGGUUCUACGAAACAGUGUAAAAGAAUCUCUUUUAGUAAUACAUCAGAGCUCGGUUUCGAUUUGGAUUUGUUAGGCAUGAUUAGAAAGAAAAAAACUGACACCUUGUUGCAUGUUGUUGCGUGUUGUUGGGAGUUGUUGCUCAAAGUUUGAAACCGGCCAAACUUUCGAGCCAACAACUCAAAAAUUUCUUUUGUUCCUUGGUCGCCAAAGCGUAGCGCAACAAUGUUGGAUCCGUUUGCAUAGCUCUUCCAACAUUGUUCGGGCCUCGAACGCGCAUUAAGCAUGGUCUUGGAGUUUAUAAAGUCGUAUGGGUUGUAAACUUCCCACGAUGCAGUGCAAGUCCUAACAUUGUUGGGACUUGUUGCAUCCGUUUGCACAACACUGCCAACACGGACACAAUAACUCCCACCAUUUUUGGUCACACAAUGUUCGAAGUUGUUGCGUCCGUUUGCACGUAGUUUAAUUUACACGAUACAAUGGAAUUAUAUAUUGACAUUACUAGAACAGGAACACUUCGAUUUUGAAAGCAAAUGUAUGUUUGCUGCUCUUUUUUACUCUUACCAGUAACUGACAUUUUCAAGGUUGAAUCUCUUGUUAGCAGUUAACUCAGUGGCCCGAUUGCUGAUAGUGUGUAGUGAAAUUGUUAGAAAUGUAAUCCUGGUGUCAUUUUCCCAACAGUUUCUGCUGCACAACGCCAGUUUCGUGUAACAUACAAGUCCUACAUAUCAGGAAGCGAUGACAAAGUAGUUAACAACGGCGACGCGGAGUCCUGUGCAUCGUCUUGCCUGUCAGAAUCUGCCUUCAUCUGUAGAUCAUUUGAAUUUGACAACUCAAGCAACAUAUGUCGCAUGAGUGCAAAAUCAUCAAUUAACAGUGCGCUGGCUCGUUCGUCCAAUUCCAGACUUUUCGAGUUAAGUAAGUAUGGAGUACAUAGCAAUUCUGAGAUACCUUAAGAAACUCAGAGAUCGACGUUCAUAAAGUGUGAAAAUUAUAAAUUUGAGAAAAUUUAUUAGCCAUUCAUAGUUUCAUGUUUAGAUGACAUGUAUGGUUUAUUUCUUGUAUUUAUGAUACACUAUGUAGACUGUCUCAAAACCCUUGGAGUAUCUACCGGUCGUCUUGUUCUUGACGAUGACAUGACAGCGUCGAGCCAGUUAGACCCAGAGCAUGCUCCGUCUGGGGGUCGCCUGAAUUACCAAAACCAAUUCGACUCUCAGGGACGCAUUACUCAAAUUGGCGGUUGGUCAGCUUUAACUAACGACGAACAUCAGUGGCUGCAAAUCAAAUUUAGCCAGAUUUAUCAGAUUUCAGGGGUGGCUAGUCAAGGCAGCUCAGACGAUACCCAAUGGGUUACGACAUACAAACUCGAAUACAGCACCGAUGGCUCAACCUGGAUUUACUAUCCACAAGUAAGAGGCUUAAUCCCAUCAAAUAUCUCCUUACCACAUAAAUUGAGAGCUUAAGCAAAAACGACGGCGACGGCUACGAAAACGAAGAAGAAGAGUCCAUGUUUUUAUCUUUUCAUCCAUUGGCUGAUAAAACAAAUAACUAACACUUAACGAAACCAUUUUUCUAGCUUAUACGAAAAUCGCUCUAUCUUGUGUUCCCGUUCUCGCAAAGUGUGAAAUUAGGCACUUUCACGUUGUACUUCGCGCAACGACGGCGGUGUACAAAAAAGCUUGAUGAAUGUGCAAAGUUGUUGUUUUUCUAAUAUAUAUAGUAUAAAUAGUAUAUAAUAUAUUGUCAGUAACGAAGUAGUAAUGUAAUUGUCUUAUCUUUGUUGGAAACAAAAAGUAAGCAAAUAUAUAUGGUUCUGAAGAUUUUUUUUCUAACAAAAAGCUAAACAAAAAGAAUAAUGAUAAUAAAUAAACGAUUUACAUGUAUGCUGCAGUAAUAAGAAUUGUGUCUGGAGGAGCAAAGGGUAAACAACUCUCAUUAAAAUUUUCCACCUGACAUGAAUCUGUUUAAAGUUUGAUGAUCUUACGAAAGUGGGAAAAUGCUGAAAAAGGUAAAUUGUAGCUGCGUAAUAUUUUAAAAGCACUAGGGUAGGGAAAUAGAUGUCCCUAGAGAUAUGUGUUCCCGGCAAGGGAAACAGAUAUCCCUAGAGAUAUGUGUUCCCGGGAAGGGGAAAGACACAUCCUUAGCGAUUAGUGAUAUGUGUUUCCCGGGUAGGGAAACAUAUCUCUAGUGAUAUUAUUAAUGAUAUUAUUAAUGGCCAUAGCACAAACAAGACAAACAACUUAGUUUGCUUCAAAGACGUUGUUCCCUUUUACCUCUACAGAUUCUGACAGGCAACACAGACCAAAAUACAGUGGUUCGUAAUGAAGUUCAUGUGUUUCAAGCAAUGUAUUUAAGAUUUCGACCACAAACCUGGAAGUCAGCUAUUACAAUGAGGGUUGAAGUGUAUGGCUGUUCACCACGUAAGUAGUCUCUUAAAAAAUUAAGUAAAAUAAUAAAUAAAAUAAGGGAAUAAAAUAAAAUUAACAAAAAUAAAUGAAUAAAUGAUGAUUUUGAUGUAGCACAUCCACAGCGCACAUUACUACCGUAAGCAAAACGUGCGGAGCAAGGGAUAGAACCUACAACAAACUUAAGCGGACAGGUUCACAGUUAAGCGCAUGCCUUUAUCAAAAUGCUGUUUUUCUGCCGGGACAUGCUGUAUCAUCUCUGCAAGCAAUAUGAUAAUGUCAUAAUGUUGUCAAAGAACCAAUCUGCACACUCCCCUGGCAGUCACUUGAACUUGAUCAACUUAGAUAUUUGCAAAUAGCUGUAAAUUAAUCAACCAUGGAAUAAAACCUUCAAGUCAACUUUAAAUUCAACGGUGGUCGUGUUGGCAUAAUCCACUGAUUUUUUCUGUGAUUUUAGUACUCCUCCAUCCUACUUCAGGUUAGUCUGAAAUAUACUUCUACUUUGAAAUACACGCUGAGAUCACUGAGAUACGUGUGAGUGAAAUUAUUGACCGAUAGAAUUAAUAAUAAAUUGGAAAAACGUAAUUUAAUUAAUGAGCAUGCGCUUAACCGUUAACCUGUCCCUUUAAUCCCCCAGUGUCAACUUCUCUGGGUUCGAAUCUCCGGGGCCACGAUGGUUAAAGGCGAUUGGUCUCACCUCUCGCCACCCAUGCUCGGUUUCAGUUCAGCACGGUGUCAUGAUUUAUUGUGAAAAUUAUAAUUUGUUUAUCCCCGAAGCUUUAAGGAGCUCUUAAGAACUCGUUUAAGCGUGCGUUUCACAUCCAAUUUGAAUUUAUUUGAAAGUGUUGGUUUUUCUAGAAGAGGGGAAAAAGGAAGUUUCCAGAAAAAAAUCUCUUAGAGCAAGGGACAGAGCCAGCAACAAACCACAUAUAGAGUCGACGGCCAGGAUAUGAACGUGAACAACAUUUUUUGGAGGCGAUUGCUCUUCCCACUGCGCUACCCUUGCUCCCCUAUCUAUAAACCUUAAUAAGUCAAUAAAUUAUUGCUCCAUUUUUCUUCUUUUCUCAGCCAUUUCCAAACCCCCUGACAAUACGGAUGAAUGUUCCACAUCACCGUGUCAAAACAGUGGAACUUGCGUCAAUCGAUACAACGACUACAUUUGCCAAUGUGCAGAUGGUUAUCAUGGAAAAAAUUGCGAGACUGGUGAGCGUUACAUUAAAGAGCGGAACGAACGAAUGUUUUAGGCCAUGUCCACAUGAAUCCAGACGUUUUCAACCACAAAAUUUUACAUGGAUUUAUGUGAACGGGGCCUUAAAACGCUUUGGACAGCGGUUUCAAAACAAAGCGGUUUCGGUGACCGGAUUCACUGGUUUCGUAAGGACGCAAGACCAAUUCGGGUAAAAAAGUAUGCGGUUUAAGAAAUAUUGGGAUUCGUGUGGACGUGGCCUUAUACUUGUGCGCAAAGCUUGAAAACUUGCAAUUUUCCUGCUUGAGUAAUACAUGACAGUAGUAUAGUAGGGACCGUUUAUUCGUUAUCUGUUUUUUUGAAGUGGAAUUUCAUUAGUUUGAAAUAGUGGUUGUGGUGGUGGAGGAGAAAAAGGGAAAAAAAUAGUUUUUCGUGGUAGAAAGAGCUACUUUGACUUCGUCCUCGUUAAAUAUGUAUGAUUUUCGUGCGAAGAACCAGUGAACCGGAACUUAACAAUUUGUUUGGCAAUAAAAGCGGUAGGAAAUAGAAGAUAAUUACUUUGCGACUCCGUAUUUUUAUGAGUUUUCCCUUAUUCCUUCAACAACAUGAAUAAAAAAAUAAAUGCAUUUCUUUUUUGUCAAUCAAUCAAAAAGCAAAGAACCAGAAAACCUAUCCAAGCCGUUAGUCCAACUAAAAAUAGCACAUGGCCUGAUCUUAUGACCUUAUUCAUGCGAUAAAAACUAAAAGCUGUGACGUCAUUGGUGUUAAUGUACUCCACUUCAAACUAAUGAGAUUCCAUUUCAUAAAAAAAAACAGAAAGAUAAUCCGUCAGUCGGCUUUCCUACUGACUGAGCAAAUAGAUCUUAAUAAUCUAUUCUUAUCGAAAGAGCAAACAUAAUUUCUGUAUCCCUUUUCAGCUUCUUCCUGUUCGGUAAUUGGUGCACCAAUUUAUGGCACAGUUUCUUCGUCUAACAACAAUGCAGGAAGCACCCUGCAUUUUACCUGCAAUAGUGGGUACGUCUUGACUGGUUCUUCGAGUCGGACAUGCACGGGAGGAGAGUGGACUGGACGCCAACCGUGGUGUCUAGGUAGGAAAAAUUUUACAGUGGUCUCAACCAAGCAUUAACUUUAUUAACAAAAUUAAUUUACUUAAGUUUAAAAAUUACCAAACUGCUGGUUUCUGUUUAUCAAAUCAUAUCGAAGGGCGAUGAAGCAUGCUGAAAAUCUGAAAUUUAUUGAUUUCAACGUUCGUGGUACACGUUUUACGCAUAAGAAACUGUACACUACUUCGAACAUAUGUACAAAAAUGGCUAAAAUAGUGUCCGAUAAUAAAAGCGUCCGAAUUUUUAAGGCACAGGGUCCAAAUCGGUAUUGGUUUGCGCUUAGAUAAGGCUGAGAGGUAAACAUUCCAAACGUACAUUAAAGUGAAAAUUUGAAGUUAGAAGUUCAAUUCAUCUUCUUGGGCAGCGACUGAACAGAUAACGCAUAAAACCUAAGUUAUCUGUAUUCAAGAACAUAUUUGACUUUUCUGAAAAAAAUGCUUUUAAUUACAAGAGUAAUAAAAAAUAAUUAGCCUGCAUAGCCGGUGAGAUCGUUGGCAGGAGCAAAGUUAUGGCAGAGAAAUUGCGAAUUCUCGCGAAGAAUGAGUUCCUCCACGGCGGGGCCAAACCACCCCCCAAACGGCUUAUUAAGGCUAAAUUUACGUAUUUUUUACAUUUCUUUUCAUUUCUCGACCAAACGUUCCAGAUAGACUACGACUGCUGACCAAAUGAUAUUAAGUUUUUGUUUGACGCAAAAUGUUAAAUUGUGACGUCACAAAGGCUGACGUCACCAAAAUGGGUUAAAUGCAGUUUAUAAUUUCAAAGUCCAACUUAUAUCAUUUGAAAGGGCUUUAGAAGAGGAGUAAAACAGUGAAAACCGUUUCUGGCUACGACACGUACAACCCGAGUUAUAAGACUUCAAAGAAAUUUGAUUUCACCCCCCGGAACCAUACUUUUUUCUUAAAAAACGAUCCCUCUGAUAUUUUUUCACAGUUUUUGGCGAAAUAAGCUGAUUUUCCGGUGACACAUACCUUUUAUAGUUGGCCAAAAUCGUAUCAUUUUAGAUUUUUGAUUUUUGACUCAAAAACACUAAUUUAAGCAAACCAAAAAAUGAUCACGUGACAUUUUAUGACGUCACAAAACUGUUUUCCGGGUUUUUGCGAAGUUAGGAAUUUCUUUUUUCAAAUUUUUCUUUUUCCUUUAGCUUUCGACAGUAAAGAUGUGUUAUGUGUAACUUAAACAGCAAGGGUGACUCGACAAAAAAACUCUGAAAUUAAUAUUUAUUUUAAAAGGUGGGUACCCCGUUUUUGUGCUCCAAAUUUAUCCAAAUUCAAAAUGUCAUAUCUCAGCUCACAUUUGAGAUACUGAAAAAAAUUUUUUCAGCUUUCAACUUCUCUUAAAUAGUUCUUUCAAACACGACAUAAAAAUGUGGGAGAUUCAAAAGUACUAAAAUUUACGUAUGAAUGACGUCAUCAAAUAUGACGUCAUAAUUUGACAUUUGGUGUCAUUCUAUAAGCGAUUUUGAUUGGCCUGAUGUUUCGUAUUUUCAGGCCAAUUUUUUCUGGGAAAGAGUAAAAGCAAGCAAAGUUAUUUUAAGAGCGCCUGUCUGUAAAAAUCAGACAAAUUCAAAAUUUCGCGGCAAGGGUGGACAAUUCGAUUUCUUUCAUAUUUUAAUGUUACAUAGGCCAGGGUAUAACUAAAAUCACUGUAUAGUUCUUUCGAUGAAAUAUCCUUUUAUUUCAGAGAUAAAUGCAAAUAAGCAAAAUCCGUUAAAAUCGUCAUUUGAGGCGCUCAAUUAUUACAUGGGUUUGAAAGCCUCGCAUGCAACAGCGGAUUACUCUACCGUCUUUAAAACAUCACAGCCUUCUUUUACAACUUCUAAAUAUCUGUUAAAAUGAUUUGGGGAGAUAGUGCUCUGUUCUUUGUGUACAAUAUAAUUUAAUUUCGAAGGCAUACAAUUUACUUCAGUAAAAGUAAUGCGUGAAAAAACGUAAUUUUCACCAUGUGCGAAACCUUCAAAUCGAUUGAGCUGCUGGUGGUUGAAUUUUAGAAGGAUGGUCUACAGAUUCCUGUAAAAAUUUCUUUGGGCAAAUGAUUAAUAGCGACGCGAGAGCUUUACAAAAUCUGUUAAAAAUGCAGAUACUUGACUCCGUGACCGAACUUUGAAGUUGCGAGGCGGACAAAAAUUUCGUCCCGUCACUUGUCUAAACUCGCAGUAGAUUAUAAUAAACAAUUAGGAAACCCUUUUGAAAUGUUCUUACCUUAAAAUCUGCUGUAAAAGACGAGUCCAGAGGCUAUUUUAGCCCGCUUAUUGAGUCGUUUGAUCUUUGUCUUGUAACGUGUAAUUGUACACCACGCCAACUGUCAACGUAUUCACCGGACAAAUACAAUUCUUUGGCCAACUUUCGGGGCUUUUCAUUACGACUUCAUCUUUUUCGACGGCUCAGUCAUUUAUUAAACAUUGCUUAGAAUGUAGUAUCUGAAAAUAUUACCGCGCAGAUACUACAUCUGACUGCUACAACAGAAUGACACAAAAAUGCCGGUGCUCACAUCUUGAAUUGCAGGCAGCGUUUGUAAGUCACGCAAUCCAAUUUAGCGGGGUGGAGAAGGGUGAAGUAGCAAACGGCCACAACGAGAACAACAGCAAUAAUUAAGGCCGAUCACUAUACUGGAUAGCUUUUCGUGCAGACAGAAAAAGCUAUCCGGUAAAGUAUGAACACCUAUCCGGUAUGUGACUCUUCUGUUUACAGAUCGGCGCGUCGCAGCUUUGCUUUUUCCCCCCGGUGGGGGGGGGCUGGGGUACUUUCUUAUAAGAGGCUAAUGGGGAUGCGCCGCUGGAUGGGGUUGCAUUUUUACGACUGAUUGACUAUAACGGGGUCGCAUUUUCAAUAGAGUUACUAGAAUGGGGUCACACAUUUUCGGAUUUUUGGGGGUAAGACUGUUCGUCAUAUUUACGGUUAGCAAACGUACCACAAUUUUUUUACUGUAAACGGAAAGUAAAGUGGUCUCAUUCAAUCUAAAAAAUGGGUCAAUUCAUGAAAAUAGACAGUGAAAGUGAAGGUUGGGAUGGCGAAAAUUACAUAUUUGCCCAAAAGUGACUAAGAUGGGGUCUAUAAUUGGCCACAAAAUAGACUAUAAUGGGGUAGGGGCUCUGAGAGGCCAGCGGGCACAUACCCAGAAAAAAUUAACCCAAGUAACCACCCGGGGCUUUUUCGGACCGAAAUCACCCUUCUUUGCGUGAACAGAAGCCCUAUCGGAUAUGCUUUCUUUUUGUGCCUGCACAAAACCUCUCCGGUAUAGAGUGAAUGAAGACAAUCUAUAGCUUAAGAUAGUGAUACCCUUAGACACGGUCUUUCCCUAUUAAGAUCCAAAUACUGGUCAUUUUGUUUAUUCACAAUUUUGUUUGUCAGCUCCCGGACUGGGUGAUUUUAUUAAACGGUAUCAGGACCGUUAUCAGUGCCAUAACCUGCCGAAAGGAAGUCGUACUUGGAGUUGUUAAAGAAUUUAGUAAAAGUCUGCAGCUGCAAUUCUGUAGAACAAACUCUAACGUAAGCAUGCAGUCACAGUCUAGGGACCUCUGACAUUAAGGUCAUUUCCCAACCCUUCUCUUAGAAUCAUAGUAGUGGUGGUGUUACGAGACAGCUCUUUAAAACUUCGUUAUAUUUUGCAAAUAUAAACACAUGUAAAUACCGUAUUUCCUCGAACAAGCGCCCCAGCUCGGCUAAAAGGAGAGGUGCUUAAACUGGAAGGAGGGCGCUUAAUAAGGGAGGCGCUUGUUAACUUUUUCUUUCAACAAACGGUAUUUCUAUUUUGUAUAAAUGCAUCUGAACGUGUUUGGUGGUCUGUCCUGUGCGUUCAUUUUAACUCUUUUUGAUUUAACCUGUUACAUAUCUGUGUACCGUAUUACCUCGGUAAGGGCCCACGCUCUAAUAAGCGCCCGUCCCCGAAUAAGCGCUCACCCCGUUGGCCAUAAUAUCAAACAAGCGCCCCUAUCGAAUAAGCGCCCUCUCUCUACUCCUCAUAACUUUCUUAAAUAGUAGGAAUGCAAGAGGAAUGGGACGAUCUGCUUAUUGAUGACGAGGAUAAUCUCGAAGAUAAAGAGCAAAGUGAUAGCGCGUAAAUAUAGCGCGCGCACCGUGAAAGAUAGUGACGUCAUUACUACAAACUCUCUUGCAAACGCAACUCUAGGCUGAUUUAGCAACAGAACGGGAGCGUUAGUUGACGACGGCGCGCGCAAAUCAAACAACAGAGCGGCACAUUGGCAACGAAAGUCGCGUUUAGUCGUUUCCGCGCGCUUUCCCGUCGUCAACUGACGUUCGCGUUCUGUUGCUAAGUCAGCCCAUGCAAAAGUCGGGUUUGCAUGAGCUGUGACGUCACAAUCUUUUGCAGUGCGCGCGCUAUUCACGCAAUCCCUGGCGGUGUGGGGCGGGGAAGGGGGGGGUACUUCCAGAAAAAUUUUGGCGGGGUUGUGCGGCACGCCUUCUGAAACCCUUACCCUAUUUCAGACCAAAAUCUGAGAUUUUUCCUACCCUAUUUCAGACCUGAUAAAAAAUUUGAUACCCUACUUCAGACCUGAUCCUUAAAUCAAUACCCUAUUUCAGACCUGCCUUAUAAUCAGUUCCCUAGGUCAGACCAAUGUUAAAGGCAAUGUUGAUACGCUUUGAUUAAGUAGGACACAAAACUGUACAAAAUUGUACUGUUACGAAACGUACCCGGUUAGCCUAAAACCCAAAGGGAAAUGGUCUUAUCGCCUAAUUAUGAAGAAGUAGCUUCUUCUAAAAAAACAUACCCAGACAAAACUGGUCGAAACUGAUACCCUUUUUUAGACCAAAAGAGAUAAAAAACCAUACUCUUUGGCGCCGCACACACCUAUAUCGCCGAUAUAAGGGAUUACCCAUCCCCAUCUCUCCCGGGCCGCAAUCACUAUACAUUCGUGUAAAGUGUUUAAAGGGACUUCGGUGUUUUAACGAAUAAAAGGCACAAGUCUCGAAGAAUCUGUACAGAAAACUUUCAUAACCUUUUUAUACAAAACAAGAACUGAUUACGCUCACAAAAAUUCGUGUACAACAGGCCGCAACUAGCAGCAUACCCCUUUUGAUUAGCGCCUGCAACAAUGAUUCUUGCUUCUUUUUCAUUUUUGAAACCCUGUUCGCAAAUGUGACACGCGAGUUGUUAGUGUAACCAAUAACGUUAAUUGGUAACGUUCGCGAAAUAAGAUGACCCAACGAAGGAUAGCUGUCAAAAUAAAAGGAACAGAGGAUUUUGUCGCCUGAAAAAAAGCUGUAGGCAUCUUUCAAGUUUUGUUAAUUACAAAAUUUUCCAAUUUUUUGCAAAGGCCAAACUCUAUUUUUUGUCGCAGUGCCAACAGGUUCAGUUUUUUGUCGAUGUUUAUUAUGUCGUAACUAACGAUGACACCAUUUUAUGCUACGACCAGAAUCCUCAGUUCGCUUUCUUGUACAAAUCAGGACUUUUGAUCUUGCUGGGAUUACUAAAUUUAAAAAAAAAUACAUGAAAGGUAAAGUAAAGUAAUGCCAUCGUGCAAAUGCGUAGUAUUCGUUGAUAAAUCGGCUUUAAAAAAACUCUUUAGUCGUGUAUAAAGGGUUUCUAGGUGUGCUACAUGUACUUUUUAGCACCACCACUCCUCCCUAGUGAAAAUGCACAUGACAGUAUUGCGUGACGAACAGCGUCGACAUUAUUGUGCCGUUGUAGCACCGGUCAGAUAUAUACUUUCUUGCGGUGUAAAGCAUUGUUUAACAAACGGCUAAGCCGUCGAAGAAGAUGCAAUCGUGAUAAAAUUCGCCUAAAACUGAUCAAAGACUGGUAUUCGACCUUUGAAGACGUCGAAAGUUGACGCGGUGUGUCGGGUGUGAGGUGUAUUAAUUGCAGACGUUACAAACCAGAGGUCAAGCGACGAACGACCGGAAAAUCGUGCUAAAAUGAUCUUUGGACCGGUCCUUUACUGCUCAUCAUAAGGUAAAAACAAUUCGAAACGGUUUUCUAUCUGCUUAUUUUAACUUAAUGUGGGUUUAGAAAAAUGAAGGGACUAAAUUUAUGUCCGACUCGCAACUUCAAAGUUGACCGCAGAAGGUCAAAAAUCUGCAUUUUUAACAGAUUUUGUAAAGCUCUCGCGUGGCUAUUAAUCACUUGCCCAAAGAAAUCUUUACAGGAAUCUGUAGACCACCCUUCUAAAAUUCAACCACCAGCAGCUCAAUCGAUUUGAAGGUUUCGCACAUGGUGAAAAUUACGUUUUUUCACGCAUUACUUUUACUGAAGUAAAUUGUAUGCCUUCGAAAUUAAAUUAUAUUGUAUACAAAGAACAGAGCACUAUCUCCCCAAAUCAUUUUAACAGAUAUUUAGAAGUUGUAAAAGAAGGCUGUGAUGUUUUAAAGAUGGUAGAGAAAUCCGUUUUUGCACGCGAGGCUUUCAAACCCAUGUAAUAAUUGAGCGCCUCAAAUGACGAUUUUAAUGUAUUUUGCUUAUUUGCAUUUAUCUCUGAAAUAAAAGGAUAUUUCACCAAAAAAACCAUACAGUGAUUUUAGUUAUACCCUGGCCUAUCUAACAUUAAAAUAUGAAAGAAAUCGAAUUUUCCACCCUUGCCGCGAUAUGUUUGAUUUUUACGGACAGGCGCUCUUAAAUUAUUCGAAAUUGUCACGUCUUGAUAAGCCAUUUUGGGGGUGGUUUGGCCCCACCGUGUCCAGCUAAACAGGGUAUGAAGUAAUCCGAAACAUAACUGCACAGAUUAUAAGGUAACAAGUUGCUAUUAUAAAUUUUGCAUGUUUGCUACAGUAAAAAUCUCGUCUUUCCCUACUUAUUACUUUAGAUAAAAAUGAGUGUCAAGACGGUCCGUGCAAUCAGUGGUGCAAUAACACGAAUGGAGGGUACGUCUGCCAUUGCCAUCAAGGGUACGAACUCCAGGGAUCCACUACAUGUGUAGGUAGGUUGAUCAAAGGCUUUCUAAGUUGCGCGUUCCAAGUUCCAAGUGUAAUGGUGGCGCAGUAGUGAGAACACUCGUCUCCCACCAAUUUGGCCCGGUUCGAAUCCAAGCGACGAGAACAUCUGUGGGUUGAGUUUGUUAUUGGUUCUCUAUGAUUAUUAUCUUCUUAAAAGUUCUCCUUUAUUAACAAACGUUGAAAUUUAAUUGCGGCAAACAAACAGUUUAGUUGAAAAAGGAUUCUACAAAACUCUCGAAACUCUCGAAACGAAAGUCUCCUUUUUGAUUUAAACUUGCAAUAUCGGUCAAUUUACGUAACUUCUAAACUUCUGGCUCAGUUUACGUUUGCUUCUGCCUUGAAAAUGGAGGUAAAUACUCAGAAGCAAUAAAUAUUUGUAGGGAAAAAAUAUCAAAAACUUGCCAAUAUAUGAGGAAAAUGUACUUUAUACACGAAUUAAAAUUUUUAAAACGUUGUGGCACGUGUCUCUCUUUUGGUCGUCAAAAAAAUUUCGUCAGGUAGGACAUUACUUUCCUGCAAAUAUUCACUGCCGUCUGAUGAAAUAGCGAUUCUCUACAGCCCUCUGCCUAGUCUCCCGACUUUUCCGCUCAUGUUUAUUGCCCCAUUGAAGUUUAAAUGCCGGAAGUCAACUGGUUAGUUUUAAAUGCUAAUGAAAUCUUGUCAAAGCAACAAAAAACCUAAUUCGGCAAUAGUCACGUGAUUGAUAACGUCGUUUUCCUAGAAGUGAAGUGGAAAGUGCUUCUUGAAAAUGCCCUCAUAUGCGAUGUAUAUUACGUAUAAGUGGCUGGCCUAUACGUCACCAGAUUUGUUGGCAACAUUUUGUAACGUAAACUUGUCGAACACAAAAAAUUUGGUUUGAUUUUUUAUUUUGGCGUCCCUUUUAGACAAAGGAAUGUAACGUAUAAAUUACAAAAUUAAUGUGUCAAUUGGCUAAUCUACUUUGAUCAAGAGCCAUUAUAUAAUUAUGGCUCUUGACUCAUCGAAGAUUAUUACUAUGUUUGGGUGUCCAUAUAAGGCUAUUAACUCGAUGCAUGGACAAUAGAAAGACUGGGUAGGAUACUGGCUGACUUGAUCGGUUUCAACAUAGUUCGGAAAUGUGCAUCACAUUAUCGAGAGCCAUUCAAUCUCUUACAUCCGAUGUUUUGCGUGUCUUAUUUUUCCCUGCAUAUUUCACUAUCUCUGUCUUCGACGAUACAUAUUGGAUGAAGAGUACUUGCUCUUGGAGAAGACAGUUAGAGGGUGCAAAACCAGUAGAGGCAAAAAUCAGAGUAAAUGACUAUGAAACUUGUGAGAACGAAGAAUGACUCCAUCGCCCGAUAGUUAUGCACCAAACGGGAAGCCUAACUACAUGAAAACUAUACGAAAACUAAAGUGUAUACAUCUACAACACACCUACAAAAAAGGCAUAGCCUAAUUUUCUACAAACCACAAGAAAACUGGAAAUAAUUUUAAUUAUUUUUAUCACGGUUUUGAUGAUUUCUUUCCUGCUUUUAUCGACAAGCUCUGCCAGCGAGUGUCGAAUUUUAUAAGUUAACAAUCCUAUUAGCGGAAAAAACUGUCGAGGCUUGCUGUUUCAAGUACCCAGCUCAAACAAGGGUUUAAUUUUCCAUUCAAACUUAUUUACGGGCAACCAGUGACAAGAAGUCAUAUUUGAGAAAUCUAUAAAAAGCGGGGAUAAAAGCUCACAGCAGAGAAAGGAAAUUUGCUUGCGGACCACCGUUUACAAAAUAACAACAACACUCAGGAGCCUAAACGGAGGAACAAAAAAUGUCAGUAGGUGUUUUCCUAUUCACGCUACAAUUAUAAGUUUAUGUAAGGGAAAAGUAGAAAAAUUAUUCGAGUCUCUUCUGUGCCUUCGAAUACAAGCUCCGUGGAGCGACGUGAGGCGAUUGUAUUCACUGGAUAUGCAAUUUAGUCGUUUUAUUUCAACACUAAAGGAUGAGCGAAAUUAGCAUACUGCUUAACGAACAAUUACCAGGGUUAAUCUAGGAUAUUACUUGGACGAAACAGUUCUCGACACAAAAGCGUUUGCCGAUUGGAACUUUACAAACCGUGUGCGUACACUUACUCGGCGCCAGCUCAGAAUGUAGCUAAUUUCAGCCAUUUUCAAUCGAAGUGUAUGGCUGGAAAAUAACAGCACUCAGUUUGUAACUAUGCCUAUGCGACAAUUCCAUCCUUGAAAGGUCUGUCAAUCGUAGUUAUGAAUAGAAACAAGAAGGAACUUUCUUAAUAAAGGUGUCCCAAAAACGUCCCCUAGUCUACUAAAUAUGGCUCUGGUAAGGUCAACUUUGGGGAUGCAAUUUUCUCAAAAACAAGGACAAAUAACACAACAGAACAACAAGAAGUGCUUACCUUGAAGGUUCAAGUGUGGCUUUCAAGGGUCCUCAUCGCUGCAAGCCAAGAAAGGAAGGGAAAAACAUACACCAAAAAUUAAAGCAGCCACCAAAAACUCCGAAAAAGAACAACAUACAGGCAAAGAAACCCUGCGUUUCGACUGGUUUGCGUCACAUUUUCGCCAUCGUUUCGUCACAAAUUUCCACUAUGAUGGAACCAUGCAACGCCAUCUUGGUGCACGAAACAACCAAUCGGCGAUAAGAAAUCAGCCCACGUGACUUAAGUUUCGUAUCCUGUCUUUGUAUUAACCAUGCUCGAUGUAAGAUUUGUUUCACUCUUGGACUGUUUGGAAAAUAUUUUUCUAUAAAAUAAUGUAGCCUUUCCCUCAAAAGUCUCAUAAAUGUGCCCUAAAGUGUUAGAUUUAAAUUAUAAAUUUAUUAAUGAGAUUCUCGCUUUAGCCUUGGCCAUGGCUAAAUCUAAUCACGGUAAAUAUAACGUCAGAGUCCGAGAUAGCGAACCAAUCAGAUUGCUUGAAUCACCAAGAUCACUGAGUGUGCAUAUAUUAGCUAUUACUAUAUAAUAAUUAUUAUUUUUAUUAUUUAUUUAUUUACCUAUUUAUUUGCACUUAUUGGUAAAAGGACGUUAAUUUUAAUUACGAGCACACCCUUCCAAAUUCAGCGAUGAAGGUGUGUUUAUUUAUCUCAAAUGAAGAAAAGGCGUGUUACCACCAUUACCAAAGUAAUUUUGAAAAGCUCAUAAUCGCUUUCUGUUAUUUUCAGAUAUCAAUGAAUGCUCAUUCGCUAACGGAGGCUGUUCCCACACGUGCCACAACUCCGCGGGAUCAUUUACUUGUUCCUGUCCAAAUGGUAUGGAGUUGGAUUCUGGAAAAAGAAGUUGCAAAGGUAAAAUUAAUAUUUACAAUUUGUGCUCGUGCUUCAAUGAGCACAGACCGAGGUGAGCUGUAUGUCUACCUUGUCAGAUAUCAAAUCCGUUGCUGCACCCAGUGGUCAUGUCGUAAGUACGUUAAAUAUGAUCGUUCUAACCUUUCCACGACCAUACCUUUUCUGAAAUCAUCGUCAGAGUGAAUUGUGCGGAUUAUCUUGUUAGUGGCGAAAAACAAAAAAAGGAAGUUAAAGGAAACGAGUUUAAUGCCUUGGCAGUAAUUUCUAACUGCGAACAUGUUUUUUUUUUCUUUUGAGACAUCGAUGAGUGUGCAUCUUCAAAUGGCGGCUGUGAACACUCCUGUGUCAAUACCUUCCAGUCGUUUUACUGUGUCUGCAGGGAAGGAUACACUCUUAGGGCAGAUAAAACAACUUGUGAAGGUAAAGCUCCUUUGUAUUUGUCAGUUCCUUAUGCAGUGUUUACAUAAUUUUAAAGUAAGCAAAUUACUGGGGCCAAUUCACUUUAACUUUGUGUUAAUAGGGAGCUUAAGCAACAGCGACGGCUACGGAUACGAAAACGUCACUUAAAAGUGAAUUCGCUUUACUUCAAACUUUAUCGCCCUUAUUCCAACUCGUCCAAUUCGUCAAAUGUUGGCAAAUUUUUCUGGAGUUGAAUUCUAGAAGACUGUAUCAAAGUUCAGGAAAAGAAAAAGAAAGUCGUUGUCUUGUGUUCAUGUCCUCGAGAAAAAGUUAAUUUAGGCGUUUUAUCGUUGUAGUAGUUCAACGACGGCAAAGAAGUGUACAAAAAGCCUGAUGCACGCGCAUAGUUGCAUAGUUUUGCUAAUAUAAACCUAUUGCCUUUUUGCUGUUCUCGUUGCCGUCGCCAUCGUCGUUGCUUAGGCAUCCUAUAAAGGUGUUUGAGCAACGACGGCAACAACGACGGUGGUGAAAUCAUCUCUUCAAAAGUGAAUUCAAAAUUUAAAAAAAUAUAUAACAAUUAUUCACCGAAGUGGAGGUGGCAAUGUCUUUGUUUGUUACGGCAGCAAACCGGGAAGGCAUUUUGCUUGCAACUUGGCGAGUUUGGCGUCGCUCGCUCGGAGGAACUGGAGGUGAAUCAGUGAAUAGUGCAGGAUAUUCACUGAUUGGGUAGCCCAUCAGAGCGCAAGAAAAACACUAUCCACUGUUUUAGUAUAUACUAAAUAUAUAUAUAUCGCUGUUGUUCCAUGUCGUUCAAAUGUCAAAUUCUGAAGUCGGAUUGUAGAGGGCUGUGUGUACGCUAAAAAAUAAAAAAAAUAGGAAAUCGUUGUCUUGUGUUCACAACGUCCUUCACAAAACGUGGAAUUAGCUAGUUUCAAGCCGUAGUCGUACAUUGACGGCAAAGAAAUGUCCAAAAAAGCUUGAUGCUCAUGCAAUGUUGUUGUUUUGCUGUUCUAGACCUAUUCUCUUUUUGGAAUAGCUGUCGUUGUCGCCGUUGCUUAUGUACGCUUCUCCUUGAUAUGACGUCUAAAUGGCUUUUCUUGAUAUACCGUAAAAUUCCGAAAAUAAGCCCCUCCAUGUAUAAGCCCCUCCAAAUAUAAGCCCUCCAAAUCGGUAACGCAAAAAAACCCUCCGUUAAAUUGCCCCUCCAAAUAUAAGCCCUCGGGGGCUUGUACUUGGAAAAUUGGCCUCAAAUACAAAGUAAAACAAAGCAAAAACGGUAAAUUUAGUUUAAACUAUAAGAUUAGUCCAAUCGAUUUUGAAAUGCAAAUUUCGCUCCGUAGAUAAGCCCCUCCGAAUAUAAGCCCCUCCAAAAAUAAGCUCCUCAAAAAGGGCCUUUGAAAAAUAUAAGCCCCGGGGCUUAUUUUCGGAAUUUUACGGUACUUCUAUUUCUCGGGAAGUGAUCAAGCCUAUUUUAAGAACACUGCAGUGAAACCUUUGCAAAAGGGCCACAACCAGGACGACAUAUGGUAGCCGUUGUUUACAUGAAUUGGGUUUAAUAAGGACUCUUGAUAAAACUACCAAAAUGACAUCUUAGCUUAUCUGUGAACAGCUGCCCUUCGACCGCCUGCUGUAAGAAACUAACGUCCCAGAGUUAAGCCCCGUUUUGCUGCUGCGCUGCAGAAAAGCACUUUUUUCCUGGCUGCACUUUUGAGCAAGGAAAGAUCAUGAAAAAAAUCAUGUAGAAGCAUUAAGGAAAGAAAAUGACUGGCUUACGAAGCAACUAGACGAUUACGUAAAGAAGCCCUAAACUUGAAGGAGGGAUGAAGCCACUAGGGCCGCCGGAACAACAUGGCGCAGCUGAGUCUUUGAGCUCCGAAGCCCCAAGUGCGAAGGACGUACAAUGGCUUAGCGACUUUUAUGAUGAGCUUCAUAGCGCAAAUGGCCGUGCCGAGGAGAGUCUCAAUAGUUGGCGUACCACAGGGUACUUCAGAGAGCGCGGAAGACACAAUCAAGAAAUGCCUGGAUAUUUUUUUCAGGGAUUGGAGCCAACGUGUCAGAAUUUGAUAUUGACACAGCCCAUCGAGUGCCAACAAGAAAUCAAAAUGGCCGCGGCCGAGCUACAGGAAGACCCUUCCUUAUUAUAUGCAAGUUCACGCGGCGCAUUGCGAGAGAUGGUGUCUUGGCGAAGCGAAAGGAAACUCGCCGACUAUUGCCCGAGAGCUUUGACCUCCUGGAGGAUAGUGAGCUCAGCAUCAAGAUUUACACCCAAGGCCUCAGGAAUUGCUACAUGAUGCAAAGUCCUUUCAAGAAUCUCACUCUUUCAAAUAUUGCUGGUCGAAAGAUUCAGUGAUCUACAAACAUUCAGGAAUUGCUCCUUCCACUUUCUCGUGUACAUUCAUACGGCACUAGGUCGUCUACUUCUCAAAAUUGUUAUAUCAAAAAUCGAAUCUUGACAUAAAAAAACUUCUUUCUCGAGACCUGGUGCCAAAUUAUGGAAUGAGAUAAAUUCAUAUUCAAUAUUUCUGCAUCAUUGCUUGAUAUAUUGGAGACUGGUGAUACUUAUUAUGAAAUAGAUGAAAUUAUUCUUCAAAUGAAGAAAGCAGAACCAAUAUUUUUGUAAUCCUGUCUAUAAAAACAACGAGCUAAUGUUUUGUCUUCCUUUCCUCCAUAGAGUUUUAAAUGCAUCUUUUUCAUAUGUUUUUCUUCGUAAGAUUAUAAUUUUUGCAAUUAGUGAAUCGCUCCAUAUUUAUUUAAAAACUGAUGAAUCUCUCUCACUUUCUACUUUUUUUUCUGUACCUUAAUUUAGUUGCAGUUAUUUUCUUUGCGUAUCAUUCCUGGCCCUUCUAGACUAGCUACAGCUAUCUGCGGUGCCAGAACACUUGUAAAAAUAUUCUUUAGAAAAUUUAUAUAAGUCUUGAAGUCUUGAAGUCAUGAAGUCAUCAGUGCUAAACGGUUUAAAUGGAGUUUUGGGACGGACUUUCUUUAAAAUGCAGCCGUUAAAGUUGCGUCGUGUUGGUCCCUAUGUAGUGGUGUCAAUGACAGGACGUUUAUGGGCUGGCCGAAUGGACAUUAUUUUUAACCGUUGUGCAGAGGAUGCUGUUAUGUGAAGUUGUCAAUGACAGUACGCGUUUGUGCUGGUGUGUGGAACAACAUUUCUUUGCCUUUACUUGGAUCAGGCCGUCGUGUGGACGUGUUUAUGGCAGUAUAGUUGUACUCGGACUGAAUGUUUGAACAAUAUUUCGCAGCCAUUUGUGUUGUGGUGCCCGUUAUUCUUUGCCUUUCCGCAGAGUAGGCCAUGGACGUGUUUACGGCAGUAAGUGAAGUCGGGCUUGAUGUUGGUGCAAUAUUUUCCAUUGGUGUGGAAGAUGCCCGUUAUUGAAGAUGCGAUUGUACGUUUGUCCAUUUUUAUCGUUUCUUUUUCAGCCCUGUCUUGUCCCAGUUUGAGCAGUCCAUCAAAUGGCAAUAUAGCCCUGAGUUCCGGUAAUUUUGUUGGUAGCACUGCAACAUACAGUUGUAACAGUGGAUAUAAAGUUACAUUUACAUCUACUAGAUAUUGUCAGGCAGAUGGCCAGUGGUCUGGAGGAGCGCCCAGCUGUAUACGUAAGUGUCUUCUAUUGCACUAAUGUAUCAUUUUACAGUCCUUAGCAUGGUUGAGCAUGGUAACUUAUCCUUUGAGUGAACAUGAGGCCAAGGUAUACUUUUUUAUGCAAACCUUUUUCCUUUUCUUAUGGAAAUUAUGCGCAAACAAUACUAGUUAGCAUAAAAACAAUAUGAUUUACAUAAUAAAGCAACUGUUGUAUCAAAACAAGGUCAACUACUCUAGCCAGGUUUCCACCUGCAACUGUAAAAUGGACUAUUCACACAACUUAAUGAGAAUUAGGAAGAAAUAAUAGCAACAGAAAGCAUCCUUUUUCUUAUUCUUCUAUUUUAUUUCUUUGCUUUUGUUAUCAUGAGUGACCGCAUGAAAAUUCCUCUGGGAAUUUGCAUGAAGAAGGAAAGGUGUGAGAAGCAUUCAGCAUGGCCGGUGAAUUUGAUCGUUUGCCUUUUUUUUCUAUUUCACACAAGGCGUUUACUGCCCAGAGAUUGGACAAGUAGAACAUGCCACUCGAGUUCUUAAUGGAGCUGACGGUGCUUUGAACGUUGUUGGGACCACCGUAACGUUUACUUGUGAUGCGAACUACCGAAUGCCGGAGAAUGUUGAUGCUACCAGAACCUGCCAAGGAAGUGGAACUUGGAGUGGAACACAACCGAGAUGUGUAGGUAUGUAUCAAUUCAGAAAUGCUAUUUCAAACUUUUAAAGUAAAUUCACUAGUUUGAAACGAAGUAGGCAACAUUGAAGGGGUCUACCCAUUUGUACCUUAAAGGAACAGUUUCCCGUUACUGCGCAUGCACCAAACUUUGAUUUUUGGACAGGAUGUCGCGAAAUCAGAAGAUGAAAGGAGAGUAAGAGAUUACAGAUUACAGAUCAAUGAUAUAUUGUUCCUGUUGAGUUUCGAUUUGAGCAAAAUCUGUUUUUUUGGCGUUACUUUUAUUGCCGUUGGCCGGAGGACCAGAAGACUGGAAGAGCUUUGAUGCCUAUUGAAGGCUUAUUUCUUCCGCUAGCUUCCACAAGCUCAGAUAAUUGUGAGAGGAAUACGCAGAAAUGAAACCACAAUAAAGGCUGCAAGAAAAAAACCAUUGAGACAUUGAUGUGACUGAGGAGAUCUUGUGGAGGGGAGCUUCGUGAAGCAGAAAGUUUUGCAACGACGCGUUAGUAAACUUUUAAAUGAACCUCCCUACGGCGGACAAAAUCAAACAAACAGGCGCUACAUGUUUAGAAAACCUAGUGCCAUGAAAUCAUAAUAUAAUUUUUGACUAACCUUAGUGAUAAUUCAUAGCGUUGAGAUUGCAUUUUAUUUAUGUCUUUCAAACGGUUGAGGUUAAAACGCGAGCAAAUCGGGCAGAUAUUACUGGACUUGGAACAAUUGACCUCUGACACGAGUUUCAAAUUAGAAAAUAUGUUUUAAAGCGAGCCGAAAGAGCCGUUCUCGGGUCGCGAGGUGACCCUGCUAGCGAUAAAAUCGCGAUGAGUCUUCGAACCGCCAGCCAAAUUAUUAUAUAAGACGAAAGACUUCUUCGAAAGUCUAAAAUAUUACUUGAGAAUGUAAACAGCACAUCUCCGUCGGCGGUGCGGUCCGGAAGCAAAUCUUGUCCAGUCAAUAUGACAGUUCUAUUGUCUUUUGAAGAAAAAAAAAGGUGACGCUCGCGCGUGCGCAUAAUCGGGACACUGUCCCUUUAAUUGGGUGGAAAAGAGGUCCAUCUUCACUUAAAUGAAAACAGGAAAACCAAAGACGAUCCAUUGUAAAUCUCACAGAGAUCUGACACUAGCAUUUCAUCGAUAUCGUAACGUGAAACAUCUUGAUUUCUAUUUUUAAGACUUCUUUGUUAACUGAAGCCAUUUAAAGCGAUUUCAUUGAAGAGCAGCUUACACGUAAAGAAAACCAUUUUCUUUCAUGAUUAAUAGAGACCCAUUAAAAAUCUUUGCUGUGUUUUCGUCAUGAAUAAUGAAUAAUCAGUUUUACCCAACGCGCGCGUUUAUUUGUGUAAUUCCAGCUUCCUUCUGUAGCCCAGUUCCAGUUCCUGAUAAUGGCGCAGUUCAAGGCUUCCGUUAUGAACUGGGAGCUACCCUACGUAUCACCUGUAACAAUGGGUACAAUUUGGUGCCUUCAAGCGCCUCAUUCAGGACUUGUAUUUCUGACGGAGCAGGAGGAGGACUGUGGUUAGGGGACGAUCCUGUGUGCGAAUGUAAGAUAGACCAAAAGCUGCCAUUUGCUAAGUCAGUUUUAUUUGCGAGCACAGUUUUAUGAUGAAGUAUGCGUAACACGAAUUUGGUAUUUUAGAAGAAACUUUCGAACAAUAAACCUUUUGACCCUUUAACUGUUGGUCAUUUACAAUUUUAGGGUAGGGCUGUCGUCAGGAAAACAACGCCAAAUAUGAAAUUGCUCUAUAUCAUAGGCGAGAUGACGACGCUUGGAUGCCCUUUCUUUUUUUCCUUCGGUAAUCCUUUCUUGCCUCAGUUUUCCUAUCUUGCAAGACAAAGAGUAAAAUUUGUAGGAUCAAGAAUGAAACUGAUAGCAAUGCAGAUAUUUUCCGUAGAGUACACAAUUAUAAUUAAUAAGACUUGCUAGUAAACUUUUUUUUUUUAACCAAGAAUGUCUAGCAAUUCAGGUAAAACGCCUAAUAUAUUUUCUUGCUCAAAAGUCUGGGAAACUUUGUCACUUCUGUUUUGGUCUCAAAUGUCUAUACCGUGUAAUACUAUUUUUUGAUAGAUCAGACUUGAUCUUACUUCUACUCUGCGCGCUUUAUCACUGAUGUAAUUUUUUUUGCUGCUACCAUUUAUCUAAAGGAGGCCGUGUCCAGCUAGAAAGCUCUUGCUACUUUAGACACUGUACACAUGUUAUCCUCUUAGCCAAAUGAUUACUCAUUAUUCUUUUUCUUCUUUUAUUUAUAAAAUAACUUAUUUAAAUGUCCUAUAAAGUGUAGAAUACAUAAUAAUAGAAUUGAAUUGAUGACUUUCAAAAUGGUUUUACUGUAAACCUAGUGGUUGACUGUGGUGAUCCAGGAAAUCCUUACGGGGGAUACCGUCACAUAACAACCGAUACUAAGUACCAGUCCAUUGUAACGUACACUUGCAAACCAGACCAUCACCUGGAGGGAGAGGACAGUCAGGUUUGUCACGCUAAUGGAACAUGGAGUGGAUCCAAACCAGUUUGUUUGGGUAGGUGCCGUCCCAAUAAACUAAAGUUAUUGUGAUACUUUUCUUUCUCGAAAGACGUUGCAUAAUUCAUCAUGCAGCAUAAAUGUAGCGUGAUACUUUUGGUGUAAAUGUUUCACAUCAGUACUGAAUAGAAUUAUGCAUUUCGAUGGAUGCAGAAUAAACAUAUUGGAGCAAAAAACAUCAUUAAUUUCUUGGGAAUCACGGGGGGAAGCUUUCCUAUAAUGCAGGAAGGUUUCUUUUGUUUUAACUAACUAGACAACUGUUUAUAAGAGAAUUUGGACUGAUAAAGCGGCGUGGAAUUUACAUGGCAGAUGUUUUGAAUAAUUACAUAGAUUAAAAGAUACAAUAAAGUUUAGUGGAUGCGUGUGCUGGCCAAAGUGGCAUAUUCCUCCAGUUCGCCACCACCUUUUGUAGUAUUAAAAAACAAACAAACAAAAAAACAAUGAACAAACAAAAGGAACGUUUACCUUAAUGUUGAUUUGAAGAGUCUAUCUGCUAUUUGCCAAUUAUGGUUAAUUAAAGAUAAACUAGAUCACUUGUACAAUGUAAUGUGAAGUUUAAUUAAGGUAAAUUAAAUAUACUCGAACAAUUCAAAAGGUUUUGUAAAAAGUUUGGGGAAGUUGCAUAAACUAAAUAAAGUAAUAGAGAGGAAAACAGGCAUACGGGAAAACAACUAGGGGAGCCGAGACAAACAGAGAAGCCAAGAAGAAAAAAAGCAAAGAUAGAGUCCUACACAAGUAACAAUGUUGUAGUCUAAAUAAAAAAAGUCACCUUCACCGUCUUGUUUUCACUUACAGCGCGCUCUUGCGGAAAUCCUGGAGUGCCUAACAAUGGGAAGAAGAAUUCGUCGUCUUACCAGUAUGGUAACUCAAUUAAAUUCGAGUGCAACGUUGGUUAUACAUUACAAGGGUCAGCUGUACGUACAUGUGAGGAUAACGGCUUGUGGACUGGAACUCAACCUACGUGUCAAAGUAAGCUGGAUAUAUUUCUAGUUCUUGCACUAAGAAGGCAACAACGUAGAAACGUUUAAACGAUCAUGGAGUUGUCGUACCACAAAAAGUUCUUUGCGGUAAGAAGGGCAACAACGUAAAAAGGCGGUAGUAACAGGUAAUCGUAUUAACAACGCGGUCGCAUUCACGAGGAGGCUGCAUUAACAAGAUGGUCGUCUUAACGAAGUUAUCCACUUUUACAAGGUAGGGUGGUCGCAUUACUAUGGUUGUACAGGUAUCUGGGUGGUCACAUUUGGCAUUUUGAUUGCAUUAACAAGGUGGUUGUUUUUUGAAAAAGUCAAGUUAUCUGGGUGGUUGCAUUUACAAGGUUGUUUUUUAAUAAGGUAGUCGUAUUAACAAGAUAGUCUCAUUAAUAGGGAGGUCCUCUUAACAAAGUGGUUAUAUUAACCGGGUGGUCACAUUAAUGAAAUGGUUGCAUUACCAGGGUGGUUGCAUUUUUGACGAGGUUGUCGCAUAUGAAGAGGUGGUCUCAUCAACUGGGUGCUUGCAUUAAGGAGGUGGUGGCAUUGAGGAGGUAGUGGUCUCUUGAACAACUAAGGCGGCUGCAUUAACGAGGUGGCCACUUAACCUUGGUUAACAUUAAUGGAGUGAUCGCAUUAUCAGUGUUGUCGCAUUAGCAAGGUAGUCUUGUCAACGUGUUGGUCGUAAAUGAAAGUAUUGUCUUGUCAUUUGUAGUUGUCAACUGUGGUGAUCCAGGUACACCAGCUAACGGAGUCAGAUAUGGUGAUCUCUUUACUUACAAGAACACAAUCCUGUUAGAGUGUGACCCUCAGUAUAAACUAGCUGGUGACCUGACCAGAACUUGUCAAGCAGAUGGAAGCUGGACAGGAAGUCAGCCCACCUGUCAGGGUAAGCAGAAAGAUCAACUGUUGCUUAAAGGAGCUAUGUUACGAAAUGGUAGCGGAAUUCAGCCUCUGAGAAUGUGCCACCAAGUUAGGCGAAAUAUAAAAACAACCCCAACAAAAGGUUUCAACAGCAGAGCACACAAAAAACAAGGCACGGAUGGGCACAAUUGAAGGAGAAACAAAUUGUAACUGGCGAUCUAUUGUCUUAACUAUAAAUAUAACGCGAGGAAGACAUAUUUCUUUUCUAGGAGGCUUUGGUGUUGUCAGUUAAAAGCUUUUUUUGCAAUGUUCGGCUCCAAUCAAAUGAGAGCAAGUGAGGGAAAAAAGUCAAAACGAAAUUAAUUCGACGCUAUUACGCAGACCUUUCAGCUUACAGUUUUUCAACUCUAGAGGCGCAGAUUAUUGCGUAACGUUUUGAAGAUAGCUUUCAAACGAAGUUGGAGACACUGUGGCCGAGUGGUUACUGCCCUAGACUCCGUAUCGAGAGGACUGGGUCACUGUGUUUGCUCAUGGGCAAGACACUAUUCACGCAAUGUUUCACUCCAUGCGAGUAAACAAACGGGUACGGGUGAAUUUAAAGGGCCUGUGUCACCAUUGCCUAAUUCAAUUUGGUAAUAAUGCCAAUUGCGCGUCCUUAUUCUCUAGAGAAUUUGAGAAAGUACUUGAAAAUUACAAAAUCACAGCUUUUGAUGUCAAACAAAUAUGUCUCCCAAGCAGUAUAUCAAACGUUACAAACAACAAAAAUGAACAAUAAAAAAACUGUUAGGCCAACAACGAUCCGUUUAAAUCUUCUCCAAGUUUGUCCAUCCAAUCCUUUUUUCUUCUAUUUGCUGUGUUGCUUAUACCUUUUCGUCAUGUCCUGAGGAGUUUUUUUUAUGUUGCACUCAGGUUGGUGGCGGUUCCCGCUGUUUGAAUUUUUCAUAAAUUUCGGGAACAGCUCCUUUUAUGCUGGGGUUAAACCUGCGAUGGAAUGGCAUCCCUUCCCAGGAUGAGUAUCCGGGAUAAGCCUGAUGGGCCGCUUAGCUCGAAUGCAGAUUUCACCCUUUACCUGAAAUAAACCUAUUCUUUGAGACCUCCAACUUUUUUUAAAUUUGAACAUUAGAUUGAAAUUUGCGUUUUAUAUGGGGUUCAGGGGAGUGAUGGGAGUGUUCGCCUCGCACCGUUAUGUUCCAAGGGCAACACCCUGUAAGAGUUUUCCUUUCUUCCCACUCAAAACUCUAAAAGUCAUGACACAAGUGGUCCUUAGCGUAAUAUGAGAGUUUGUAUGGGAAAAUAGAGUUUGAAACUUAAUAAUAAUAAUAAUAAUAAUUUAAACAUAUUUAUGCAGGAUUGCUGCUUCAGUUUUAAGAAAAAAUCUGCUAUCAAUGCAGGUCCUGUAAAAAAUGAAAAAUGAAAAAAUAAAAAUAAAAAAGAUUUAAAAGAGUUUACAAAAAUAGUCACACCAAACGAAAACUUAGAUGAAACUAGAAAAAAAAUGAAUUCUAAAAGCGAUAAAAGUUAUCAAUUAAGUGUAACUAUUAUUACCUGGAGUCGUUGUCUUUGUUUUUACAAAGUUUCAGCGCGAUUUGAGUACUUUUACAUCAUCUGACCUGACAGUCUAAUAAUAAGAGACAAGUUAGGACAGAAUCGCUCGAUAGAUCUUCAAAGCUGCUCAGAAUCAGCUCCAAAUUUCACGCGAAAAAACAAACACACUUACAUUGUACCCCGGAAAAUGCACACAUUUCAUCCUCUUUGAAAGCAACAAGAAAGAAAGGUAAAAACUUAAAAUUUUCAAACAACGGUAAACGAUGUCGUGUGUAACCUUAACUUCGUCUAAAGUCCAAAAUCUUGAUCUUACGAUGCAAUCAGCGAUAAAAUCAGUCUUAAAGGAUAAAAUUACAAAGCGCUUACUUACUUUAAGAAAUGUAACGUAAAUAUUUACCUUGGUGAUGUCUUUAAAAAUCCCUAGAACAAGGAAAACUUGCUUCUUGGCUUCUUGAAAUUGGAAUUGACAAAAACGUGCGUCAACUAACCGCAAACACAAAAAACUUAAACUUUUAGUGAAGAAAUUCAAUGGCGCUUUCUCGUAUGCCCUUGCUUGCGUUAGAAAGAACUUUCUAGUUAAAUCUAGAAAUUGCGUGCGCGCGCGUAAAGAAAACAAAACAUCAUAAAAUUUUGCAUGAAAAAAUAAGUGGAUUAAAGUCCUUAAACGCGCGGCUAAUCGCGUUAGCUACACGCACAAGCAUUUGUGAAACUUGGUAAAAAGGCCUCCUUAAAUUUUCAUUACAAUUAAAUAAAGGAAUUAUUUUUCAGCUACGAGCUGUGGGACGUUUUUAGUUGGUCCAAGCGGAACAGUGAAUUCGUCAAAUUAUCCAGCAAAUUACGAUGACAAUGAAUACUGUACGUGGCAGAUUCAAGUUCCGGUGAACAAGAAAAUCCGACUUGACUUUAAGGAAUUCAAAACGGAGAGUGGCAAGGACUAUCUGAUGAUCUACGAUACAAACCAUUACGAAACACCAACCAUUAUAUUUGAUGGAACAACUUACAAACCGCCCCCUUUUACCUCAUCCGGAAAUGUCCUGCGAGUGAGAUUUAUCAGCGAUGGAGCAACAACAAAGAAGGGAUUUAGUUUUAGUUACCAGCAAGUUGGUGAGCAACAUUUUUAAAUCAGUUUUCUAUCUUGAGUAAUUUUCUUAUUACACAACCAUCUCUGCUUUCUUAGAUAACCUUGAAAAUUCAGUCUCCCUUACAUUUACGACCAUUCUUGACGAUUACUGUCUGGAGACUGAUUCGUAAAAUUAAAGGAGCCGUGUAACGAAAUUUAUCAAAAUUUAAGAACUGGGAAUUGCCUCCAAAUAAAAUGAAACAUAAAUAGAAAGUAAAUAUAACACAGCAGAUACAAAAGGAGGCAUAGAUGACAAACUUAAAGUAGAUUGGAACGAACUGCACUUGUUUUUUUUGAAAACUUGUUAGCAUAACAAUUUUGUUGUUUGCAUCGUUUAAAAUAAUGCGAAGAAGCAAAUAUUUCCUAGAAUUUUUCUAUUGGUUAAGGACGGUUAAAAAUUUGUAGGUGACCGUUUAUUCAUGUACAAUUUUCGAAGCUUAUCUAAUUAUUUACCUACGAUUUUUUAAAUUCUUUACACUGCCCAUGUUCAAAAAUGUGAUGGAGACGGGAAUCAGAAAAAUCCUCGCUUUCGUAAAUACUUUGAAUUAUAUCUAACAUUUUCGGGAAAAUAAUACUGAAACCCUUUUAACUUCUCAAGUUCCCUAGGAUGACCGAACAGGUACAAAUUAUAUAGCGCGGCUAAGAAUGCAUUUCUAGAUACCAUAAAGUACUCUGGAUAGCCUAAAAAAUGAUUUUAAUGUAUUUAGGAGGAAACUGUCGUUGGGUGCCCCUGACAACUGUUUGACACGAAGCUGCGGUUUUGUCAGUAAAUUUCUCAAGUUCUAUAGCAAAUAGGGAGGGACGUGUGUUGUGUAAUCAAAAUGAACUAGUCAGCCGCUACAAAGCCCCUUUAAAAUUUGGUUUAUCGCACUCCAGUGAAGCAAGGGUGCUUUCCAUUUGACAGAAAACUUCGGAAAUUCCGGUUGUAAGGUAAAUGGUAAGGUCACUUUUCGGAAAUUCCAACCGAAAAUUGAGGAGUACGUUUUGAGGUAGUCCGUUCAUUCCGGUUGGUACGAACCAAACGUAAUGUUGCUUACCAUUUACAAAUUUGUCGGUUCUAGACUCGCGCUACACAAACUUACUCCAUUUCAGCUCCACUACGCAGUACAACAUGAAUCGGGAAAACCAUUAGGUAUAUUUUUGCUGUUUCGGCCUAGCACCGCAGACAUAACAGUGCGUAAUACUCCAACUUCUAUUACAUUCAAAUAUGUGGCAGGUAAACUAGAACAGAGCUGAGCGACAGUUCACAAAGAAUACUGUCAGAACGAAGGCCGAAAAAAACAUGCUGGAAAAAAAGCCCUAGUAGGGAAAAAACUCGGCAAGAAAUCUGGGUAAGAUCCAUGGCUCAUUUCCUGAAAAGCCCAUCCUACGAAGGCUACGACAGGCAGGCACGCCCACAUUUAUUGUUUUGUUGUUUUGUUUGCCAUAGGUCGUACAAAUCAAAUAAAAUCUAAUUAUUUAAACUCUCAUGGCGAGGAAGCCCAAGAGAAGCCACCGGGCCUUAUUUACUAAGCUUGUAAUCCAACAAAGCACGGUAAAUUCGAAAUAACUAUUCCAAAACAAAUGAAAAAUAACUAAAACAAGCUAAAACCCUCGCACAACUCGAUCUGUCACUUUAUAAAUCAAAUAAUUAAUAAAUAAAAAAUAAUGUGGGCUAGACGAGGUGUCGGCCUAGAAUGCUUUGCCACGUGAUAAGCAUCCCUUUUUAAAAUGGCACUCCAUUCUAACCAUACUGCACUUCAACUGAAACCGCCCCAGUCGCCACUGCUCCCAUGCCGCAGAAAUAUUUCAAUCAUUUCCGGCUAAUUCGUAACAACUCAAACGCCGGAAAUUCCAUUUUUUUUUUUGGAUUCAAACCGUAACGGAUGAGGCAGUUCUGCGGUAAACUGGUGAAUCGCUCGCUUCUAUGCUUUCGACACCCCAACCGGAAUUUUUCACCCCCGUGUUUUGUUUAACUACAGUCUGCGUCUCAUCUAAACAGUAAAAGCAUUAAGACAAAAUUCAUCAAAUUACUGUUACUGACCGACACGCCUUAAUUCCUCUUCUCUCAUCACGAGUCAUCAAGGCGAAGCAAAGAAUAUAACUAUUCUCCGUGAUACUGUCAGAUUUGGGGAAAAUAAUGCGGGAGAGGGGAGUUUUUUAAGAGAGUUUUCACUUCUGUUGUCGGCCAAAAGAACACUGUUUUUUUCCUUCUUUUUAACUAAGAUCCUAUUCAAGUAGUCGAUGACGAUAACUAUCCAUUUGUUUUCACUUUUCUUGCUUGCUUUGUACAUUAUACAGUCAUACUUACUGUGGCUUUUCACAAUUUCGAUAUCCCCCACUUGUUGAAAAGAGAAAAACUUUAAAUUAAAGUCCGUAGAGGAGGAUAUCAUUUGGCCAAAUUUGAAGCCCUUAAGUUAGCUACAGAAAACCAUGAUAGUAAGCCGGUUCUCUUUGGGAUUUCAGUGAAGUGUUACAUGUACCAUUCUGAGGAAUUUGCGGGAAUCAAACCACCAAAGAUAAUCAGUUAGCUUUACUGAUUCUUGAUUCUUCUUUAUAGACACAUCUUGUGGAGGUGUAUAUGAAGAUGGAAGUGGAAGAAUCACCUCUCCAGGCUAUCCUAAUGGAUACGCGAACAACCUCGAUUGCGUAUGGUUGGUCUACCGCACCACGGAGACCGCCGAAUUCAUUUUCACGGAGUUCGCAACAGAAAGUACCUAUGACACGGUUGCCAUAACCUCAGGAAGGUAAUUUAAAAGUAUUUAUAAUGUUUCGCAUGAAAGCAUUUUUGCCCGCUCUUGUUGCUGUUUACGUGACUAUUUGCAUUUGUAAGGGAGGUUGAGCGAGAGACAUGUAAGCAACAUUACAACAAGUAGCUGUUACUUAACGCAGUGUAUUUAACGUAAAAUCUCAUUGACUAUGUAUUGCUAGGCCUCUUUGCCCCAGUGAAUGCACGGUGUCAUAUCCAUCGGAACAUAACCCAGUCAUGUCAUGUGUCCGUUUAUGGAUGGCAUGAAUCAUGAGAAACACAAGGCACAGUCUUAUGUCGAUUUACCUCCACUUUCGCACGUUUCGGGAUUUUUCAAAUCGAAUACUUUGUAGAUUCAUUUUCAUUACGAAUUUGUGUGUAUGUGCUCUUGUUUGUUUUCUGGGUUUUAGCCUUGCACUCUCAGACUACAUAUUCCUGUUGUUAAUUUUUUCAGGAGAAACUUAAAUUUCAAACAAUUAAUGACAGGCCUCGAGGGAGGCAGUUCUGUUUCUCGAGAAUCUCCAUUGGGAGCUUAAGCAACAAAGACGGCGAUGGCAACGAGAAAGGCAAAAAAAACCAACUUUACACGCUGUUUUGUACAUUUCUUUGCCGUCGUUGCACGAUUACGACAUGGAACGUGAACAGCGACCCCUCUAAAAUUCAACUCCAAAAAAAUCGCCAACGAAUUGAGGGAGAUACGAUGAAAUAAGCGCAAUGAGUUUAAAAACAGCGCAAACACGCUUUGUAACUGACGUUUUCGUAGCCGUCGCCGUCGUUGUUGGUUAAGCUCCUUAUUGAUUGAAAUCCGAGAGAAACAAGGAACAUUAUCACUAAGUGAUUUGUUAUACUCAACAAGAAGAAAAACGUCUAUCAUAAUGGUUUGUACUAAUUUAUGAAAGUAAAUCUCAGCGAGUGGUCAACGUUCGCGGCUAACAAUGCACUGUUAUCUCAUGACGUCACAGAAUAUGCAACGUUGCCCGUUCAGACACCUUUAGCGCGAAACAGCUUUCUUGAUGACCUCGAAGAAACUAAUGGAAGUGUGCGCUGUUCGGCUAUAUUGCAAUUUGGCUUUUUCAGCAACUCUUCAAUCCGCCCGGUCGCCUUUUUCCGGCCAAAUAUUUUAUAAGUGGUAACUUAUCCUCUAAUAUGUGGGUUUUUCACAGAUUUGGUGAUACUGUACUUUCAAGCGGCUGGGGAGGGCAUACUAUUCCGUCUGGCUCCUUCACUUCUGGCACCUAUCUCUGGAUCCGUUUUACCACCAACGGUGGCAAUUCCGACGGUCGUUUCCACGCCGGAUGGACUGGAACCUACCAGAAAUACUGGCCUUAUGUUAGUGUCUAAAAAGAGAAACGUCGCGCUGAUCAACUGCAAUUUAAUGUAAUGUCAC